Xyrichtys novacula (pearly razorfish) is the source of this 45453-nucleotide messenger RNA. Lineage: Eukaryota; Metazoa; Chordata; Actinopteri; Labriformes; Labridae. The record is from the annotation of a GenBank genome assembly.
GUGUGACUUGUCAUUAGAGACUUUUGCAGGCGCGCGACUCCGCUCACCAGCUGCUUGUACGAAAAGUGAGCGACGGUUGGGAUCACCUGAACCCGCGUGCUUUAGAAAGGACGGCAGCCUCUUUUGAACAGUGAUAACGGCCCUUAAUUAUGGCUUUAAAAUAUCGCGAGAGCUCUGUUUACAUGAAGUUGAACAAUUACAACUCGCGUCAUUAUUAAAUACAUUUUUAUACUCCCGAAUGGAGGAGAAGAAGAGUGAUUUAGCUCGCGCGGAGGGGCUGAAUGUGGAACUUUGUGGAAAUAUGUAACUGUGACAAAUGAGAUUAAAACAUGGAGCAGUCGGCUACUCUCGACAUAGAGACACUAAAGGUAAGAAAAACUAUUUAAAAUGUGAGUUUUUGCUUUUAUUCAGUUAUAAAGGGAAAGUUUAUGAGCAAAAUUGCUAACGGUUUUGCGUGUUUACUUGGUGUCGCACUACACAGUUGAGUUUAAUUUCUUUUGCUUUGUAGGACAGGGGGAUACUUCACGGACUUGUUCAUUAAUAAUUCAUCUUUGUAUUGUCUUGUUUUAUUCAGCACUUCAAACUCCAGCUUCUCUUGAGUGCUCUCCGCAACAGGUGUACCCUUUGCUUCAAUUGUUGCAUUAAAAAUCUCAGCAAAUUAAAGAUGAAUGUGAGGCGUCUGUUCACUGUUCCAAGUCUUGCAGUGUUUGCAUCUCCAACUCCACUCCAGGCGGGGAACGCGAUGAUUAAUAACCGCUGACCAGCGCUCAAACACCUCGGGAAGCCUGCCUGGAGUUCUUUACAUAUCUCCCUCCUGCACUAUACCUCAUUUUCUAUGCAUUCACCUCUUCAAGAAUCAGAGUAAUGUGACAGCUUAUGAAUAUUCCUCCUGCAUGCUUUCUCAUUAUUAUUCCAGGCUACAGCAGGGGGGAGACACUAACCUCUGGGUACAGUGAAUGCAUCUCCUCUCUUGUGCUGCAGUGCCAAAGAAAAGAGGCGGCUUGGUGUCAGGGAGCCACACAGCACAGCGACUGUUUGGGAGAUCCAUUGGCUGCCUACACACACAAACCUACACACACGCACACAGAUCCGAGCCUUGUAGCAGGUCACACUUAUCAGUCAAGAAAUCACUCCUGCUCUGAGCUGAUCCGACAGUCCCCACUCAGGGACGCGUCUGCAAGUUUACCUCUUUUCUAAUUCGCCCUAUUUACUGCAUGUUUUUGUGACAUUAUUUCUGUUGAUAACAUCCCCGUCCUCAUCCUCCUGUGCACCCAACUGAUGAAUGCAAAUGACGCCUAUGGAGUGCUGUCCAAAAUGGCCCCGUAGGCUCUCCAAGGAUUUGCCAAGGGAUUAGCAGGGAGAGCUAGUGUACUGUGGAGAAGUGUCUGUCUGUUUACAUCAGCAGUUUGCCAGCAGAGCCAUCAUCAACACUCAUAGGAAGAAAUGACCAAAGUUGGGGACAGUGUUGUUUUCGCCAACGCCCCUUUUUUUUUCACAAUGAAGACAUAAUGUUGACGAGCUAAACAUAAGUCUUAGACAAAUGUGACAAGACAAAUGUGCGUUUACAUCGACGAGACGAGACUAGACGAAAACGUUAGUGGUGGACGACGAAUAGAGUUGCAAAAUUCAUGAGCAUUUCGUCAGUCAAACGCUAAACAUAUAUUUUGCAGUGAUGUUUUCGUUGACGACAAAAAUAUUUCGUCAACGUCAACGAAAACAACACUAGUCGGGGAACAUUUGGGACUUGAGAAUAGGAAGCAAUAACGAAAGAUCGAAUGGUCCGAUGUGUUGCUUAACAUAAGUCUUAGACGACUAAAAUGUGACAAGAAGAAUGUGCGUUUGAAUGGACGAGACUAGACGAAAACGUUAGUGGUGGACGACGAACAGAGUUGCAAAGUUCAUGAGCAUUUCGUCAGUCAAAUGCUAAACAUACAUUCUUCAGUGUUGUUUUAGUUUACGAUGACAAUCAACGUCAUCGUCAACGAAAACAACACUGGUCAGAGAACAUUUGAGACUCCAGAAAAGGGAGGCGCAAACGAAAGAUGGAAAGGUCGGAUAUGUUGCGAUGUUUGUAGCGCACUUUUGUGUUGCCAGGCGUGAUCAUUUUUCAUGUAAAUGAGCUAAACAAAAGUCUUAGACGACCAAAAUGUGACAAGACGAAUGUGCGUUUACGUUGACGAGACUAGACGAAAAUGGUAGUGGUGGAUGACGAACAGAGUUGCAAAAUUCAUGAGCAUUUCGUCAGUCAAACACUAAACAUAUAUUCUGCAGUGAAUAUAACACUGGUCGGGGAACAUUUGGGACUUGAGAAAAGGAGGCAAUAACGAAAGAUGGAAAGGUCGGAUAUGUUGCGAUGUUUGUAGCGCACUUUUGUGUUGCCAGGCGUGAACAUUUUUCAUGAAAAUGUCAUCAAAAGGUGCAUGGAAGAGAAAAAAAAGUCUCUCUGAACGUCCCUCUUCAAAACAGCCUGUGAUGUUUUCUUCUCUGAUUGAACAGCUGCAACCUUUAAGACUUUUUUGGAGAACUUUGAUCCUCGUCUGCCUCCCCCCCCCAUAGCAGUGUUGCCUUUCAGCUCCAGGAAGCGCGCCGGCAUCCACCCGUAAAGGGCAACCGCACAGCGAGAGAUGAAGCCAUCGACGAGCCUGCGCCGCUUUUGUAACUCCACCAGAGAUGAUGGAGCCACAAAAAUUGGAUUUCACAUCUUAAGGGGAGCGCCUAUUGACAGCUGCAGCCUCACCCACAUGCUUCAUUGUCACAUCAACAGAAAUGUGAAAUGGCUAUGUCGAUCCAUUGAGUUACACAUCUGAGGAAUAUAAUUGGCUUUCCCAGUUACAGCUGUGUAUUCAGGCCUCUCUGUCUCCAUGAUGGACUUUCUGUCAAGCUAAACCGCCCCUACAAACCUAAUCAAACAGGUGCUUUCAUGCUGUAUGUCAUGAUUGUGUCCACCAUUUCCCCCUCUCUUGCUGCCUCAGCGAUUGUGCGAGGGCCAGACUAAAGCGAGCCCCACAGUCAUUAGUGCUCCUCAAAUGUUUUCUCACCUCCAGCUGAGGCGGCCCUGCGGGACUCCGGUGGCACCGCUGAGUGAGGGAGCGCUCUGCGAUUUGCUGAUUAACAUUAUCAGCCGUUGAUAACGUCUCAUUUUCCUUCAUUAAGGGGCUCCUCAGCUGCGUUUUCGCUGCCUCUGCGGCAUGUCACUGUUUGAUCUAAACAGCGUGUAGAAUAUCACGCUGCACGCUAAUUGGUGAAGAUGAGGCGUGCUGGCGGAGGGAAGGGACUGCCGGGUAAUUGCUGGCCUCGGCUGGAUCCAGCUGUAACGUCAAAGCUCUGACGACCCCCUCCUCUCCUCUUCCUGCGAGAAAGAAAAGUGACACAGAUCUUAGCAAGAACUUGAAAGAACUGAUGAGGAAGCAUUUACACGGAUAAAUAAUGCGGUGUUACAAAUCCUUGAGCACUUUUCCGGCACUUUUCAUGAUAUGUCAAGAAAGCAGUUUUUAACGCUCAUUGUACCUCAUAGAGGUGAGUUACUGCGUGGGUGUUGAGUUUCUAUUAAUAGAAACAACAUGUAAUCAGGACUGUAGGUGGAAAAGCAUCCGUAGCUUCGAGUAGAUUUCACAGCCAUCUGUUGGUGGUAAUCUGUUGACACUCGUCUCCAGCGUUCAAACACAUCGAGAUGAUUUCAUCUUAGGCAGAGCUGCUGCUCGAAAUGGCCCAAACAAGGAGUUGGAGCCAUUUCCUGAGUAUUUUCAACAAGACUGGAAAAUGGUGUUUCAUCUUUGCUUGAAAACAUCCAUUAGAUAUUGUGAAGUCUGAAUUGUUCUCAGUCCCAGACCCCUAAUUUUGUUCACAAUAGGAUGGAGGAAAAUUUCCAGUACACUUGGGUAUGACUAUUUGGUGUUUUGUCCAUUUGAACACACUGAAUUUUUGAUUAAUAGCUUCCAGGUAGAUGCAAACACCUUCAGGCAGCCUGCGCUAAAAGCAAAACUAUAAUGCAGGACAUUACAGAGACUGUGAUGAAUACAAAAGAUAAAAAAGUAAAGGAAGUUACUCAGAUUUUUAUGAUAAUUUUUCUUCCACUGUGAAAGUUUGGACUUAAUAAUGUAUCAAUGCUUUUAUUUCUAUUACACCUAUGUAGAAAUUUGCACCCUAUAGAGAGCAAAAACAGGCAGAGCAAAGUCUGCUUUCAUAACAUUAUGGCUUUCUUUUAUCGCAAUUUGACAACUCCAAAAGAAAGCUACAUGUACGUACUAGAAUGGCGUGUUAGAGCCACUUUAAAGAUUUUAGUUUUAGACAUUUAUUUUCUCUCAUAACUUUUCAAGAUUUAACUAUGACUUUGUUUUUGUAACAGCGUGACUUUGAUCUCGCUAAGCAACAUUACAACUUGAUUUUCUUACAUUUAUAUUCUUAUGAGAAAAUCUUUUUCCUUCGAGUUUCUUCUUUUGAAAAAAUCAAACUUUACUGUCAUGAGGAAACAUUAGGCAAUUUUGUGAAUCUGAAGUAAAAGUCAAAAAUUUUGAAAAUGUUUUUUGUUGAAUACCCUGUCUCUUGGAUAAUGAAAAAACAUUCAAAAUAAAAAAAUUCUAACUUAAUCGGAAAAUUCUGUUCGAUGCCGUGUCAGGAGAGCAAAUCAGUAUUUUAAUUUCCUGAUUGCAUAGAGAGCAUACAAGAUAACACAUUAAUUGCUAACUUUUAUCAUAUUAUGAUAAAACAGGAUCUCUUAACCUCAAAGAAGUUUAAUCUCCUUUCUUCUUAAAGAGAAAAAACUACCAACUUUUGUUAUUACUCAGAAAUAUCUCUAAAUCAUGACUUUAGUAUCGUUUCUAAUAGAUUAUAAAGCAAACUUUUCAUCUAUUUGUAAAACUAAAGUUUUAUAAAUUUGUAAAUUAUCCAUCAUAAAAGUUUCUAAUUGAGUUUUGAAUCUUAAAGUGGAUUUCACACUUUGUACUGAAGGAUAAUGCAGCCGUGAUCUAAUCUUUUCUCUCUUUCGGCGCAUGCUUUGUGAGGAAAGUAGAAAUCUAAUUCAUUAUUUGGUGUAUGAAUGUAUUAACCUGAUCUCGCUGAACUGCCGCUGAAUUUUUCUUGAACAAUAUGCAUGAGGACACAUAAUGGUUUUAUAAGGUGAUAAUGGAGGGGCUGUGGUUGGCAGGAGGCAUCUCAGGAACAUGAAAUUAGAUAGAGAUGAUUUUUUUUUUUUUUUUCUGGACAGGUUUUGUAAAUGCCUGAUUUUGGGUCUCCUCAAAGAGAUAUUUCAAAGAGCUGUCAGAGGUUUGACAUUAUUAGGUUGGCCUUAGCAUCAGUUCUCGAACUUGGUCCCAAUCACCUUAAAGCUGUCUAAAAAAAUGGUGCUACACCUAAACUGACAUCUGCGUAAUUGUGUUUUGUCACAGACUCAAUAAACAGCAUUAUACUGUAGAUCUUAGUUUACACACUAUAAUAAAAACCUAAAGAAAUGCAAAUCAAGCCUUUAACUAAAAAGUGUUUCUCAUGGGCUGCUGGUGUAUUGGCUGAAUAUAAACAUGGACGGCGUGCUUUCAUCUCCUCCCGCGGUCCAAAAAAAUGAAGCCAAAAUGUCACCAUGAAAGGUGCAAAUAUAUCGCCCUAGUGGUGUAUCUUGGAUCCAAGAUGAUUAAUUUCAAGAUGACCACGCAAUGAGACGUAUUUGACUUGACCCAUGUUUCAUUAGUUAAAAUGGAGGAGGUGGGCUUAAUCGCCUAUAUACAGCCAGUCACCAGACGGGGGCGCCAAAGGUUUUGGAUUCACAAUGUUUCAGAAGUAGAAAAGAAUGACAAAGCUGCUGUUUGUUUUAAAAGUACACAGGUAUAGCCAGUUAGCCUCUUGCUUACUUGUUUGUCCAUUGUAUUGGUAUGUGAAUAGGUCAACAGGGAAUCAGCCAAACAGUAAUAGCUGAAAAGGGGGCAUGUCGCCACCUAGUGUAGUGGAGGCAGACAUACUUUUGUGCUUACAUACUGGGAAAAGGUUUGUUUGUUCCGUCAAUAAGCACAAAUUUAUUCAUUGUGAUGUUUCGUUGUGCACACUUAUAACUCCCUGCCUCUGUUGGAUAUAAGCGCUGAUUCAAACAAAGUGUGAAUCAUCAGACCUACUGAAGCCGACAUAAACACAUAAAUAUGACUCAGCAAUAUGCGUGUGAGAGUGAACGGAGAACUUAGUAAUCAACAGCUGGUUUCUGUAAAAGCUAAAGUUGUAUUUCUGCCAAAGUUGGUGGUCUUGGCACUGAUAAGAUGAUCGCUUCUAUGCACUCCUCGGUGAAGAAGCAGGCUUUAGGAGGCAUGACUCGACCAGAGUAAUAUAUGCAUUAAAACUCCUGCAAAAGAAUCACAGGUUCACAAGCAUCGGGUUGCUAGAGUUGGGGUUCCAAGUACUGAUGUUUCCCAUGGCAACAGUGGAUUGAAAAUAGACUGAAUCUGUCCAGCAGGGGCAUAGCCAGAGGCUAAAAUAUGAGAUUAAAACACUUCCUCUUGGCGUUAUCUGGAUGUUGCUAGAAGUUUUUAGUGUCUCAAAGUGCAAAGGUGUUUAAGUGUCUCUGAGCUGAUCUAAGUCUGUGUUUUUUUACUGAACUGUGUCUGAAGUUGAGACUGUAAAAAAAGUCUUGUGUGACACUGCAUGGAGAGUUUAUAUUCAGCCAUUGAGUGAGCGCCUCUCAUAAUGCUCCCGUCCCUCAGCUGUAUCGCCAGUUAAAUUGGAAGCAGUGACAUUUCUAGGCCAGCGAUAUGGGUCAUUUGUAUUUGCUGCAAAGUCGCAACACCCAUUUGUGAGACAUCUGCCAUCGCUGGCAGACACGACCCAAACUGUCGGUCCACGGAAACAGUCACUUAAAGAGCGGGGGGGAAGCUGUGGCCUGCAGGAGACUCUCAGUGCCGUGUUUGUUUUUACUGUUUUGGUUUAUAGACUGUUUGUUCAUUCAUGGACUUUCAAGGAGCGGUGUGAGAGUCAGGACGAAAACAUCCUAUUGAAGGCUGAAGUGGGUUGGCAAACUUAAUAAUACCUGAAAUAGGCCAGUACAGAACUUGAUGGUAUAAUUGUAACAUUUACACGGUUCUUAUUUUUACUAGAGUCAGAGUCAGUCAGUAAUUUUUUCAAUUAGAUGUUUAAGUGUUUUGUUUUUUCAUUGACAUAAUAUUAUAAGAAAUGUCAGAUACAAGAGAUGAGUCCCGGGUGGAAGCGAGAAGACUGACUCAACAGCAGACUGACUGUUUUUCAGUUCUGAUUAGACACUAGUGUUGAGGUGUCUGUCUGUCAUGAUAGCAUGUACUGAGUUGGAGCCAGUACCAGAUAAGCACAUUAAACUAUAAUCCAUAAACGUAAGGUAACAACCGAGACCUGAUGGUGCUGUGACAGCAACGCGAUUGAGUUUGAGACAGAGAAAUACAUAUGGUAUGUUGUAUCUGAACAGGUUAGCUUAUGAGCUAAAGUUACUUAGCACAGAUGAAAGUUAAAACAAAGACGUUUAGCAAACUGUUAAAGCACACAAACCAUUGUGUAUGAGAAAUCCGACACUGUGACUCUCCACAAGUUGUCCUUCAGGUCGUUAUAUUUGUAAUAUUUGUGUCUUUUAUCAAAAAGCACUCUGUUCUCCAACACUUAAACAAUCAGCCGGUCGGCCAUGUUGGAUAUACGGGUGAAUCUGACGUCGCAACAACACGCAAUCUGAUUGGUCAGAAGUGGACAGUGGAAGUGGAAAAUUAGAUCGUGAGCCGAAAAAAUAAAUGGCGCAAUAUCGCAGGACAGGAAAACGUUGCUGAUGUGAACGCUUAUAUUGACAGAAUACGGGUUCGAAAAAAAAUAUUGACGUCCGAAAUAAUCGCACGAAAAAAUGGUCCCAGUGUGUAAGGACCUUAAGAAUGUUGUGUGCAAGAUAGUCACUUGCUCCCAUAUGAACAAAGUUUGUGCACACAAGUCUGUAGGUUUUUCCAUCAAGAUUAUAAACCCUGGUAACUCAGGCAUCAUGGAUAGAAAUACUCAUAUUUUAGCCUUAAGUUUCCAGCUGCCAAGAAGACUAACAGAACUUGUGAUACCACAUCUCGUAGUUCUAAAAACUGAAGAUGCUUUUAAUAGACUUAAAGAUGGAAAAAUAAGUAACUGAGAACGCAGGUGCUUCUUUGAAUUCCCACACAGCCUGGAGGGUGCUCGCUUCUACUACCAGGCUUUUACCAGCUGAUAAACCACACUCUACUUAACGCACAAUGUUGCACAUCUUUACACCGCCAGAUACAGAGUCUGCAGUUUUCUAAUCAAUAAAAUUCAUCAGCUGCUGAGGUUUUGUAAGAGAUUUCGAUUUAUUGCAACAAUAACAACAAUAAUCAGCAUCAGCAGCUGAGAUUCAGACUCCCUCUAUCAGCAAGUUUCUGCAGCUGUAUCUGCACCGAGAGAGAGAGAGAGAGAGAGAGAGAGAGAGAGAGAGAGAGAGCAUGAGACCUAGUUUCAGCCUCGGUCAAGUAAUUGAGUUCUUCUUGGAAAAAUGUCUUUAGUUUGCUCUGGCUGGGUUAAUGAUAGCCUGUCAGGAAAACAUACAAGCUAAUGAUAUAUGCCAUCAGUGUCAUAUGCUAAUGACAUGCUGAGUGUGAUUAAAGCAUGCAGAUCAGGGAUUCUGACUUGAGUUAUGCAUCUGUUACGCUCCUGAGUGAUCUCUGGGGAAAGCUGUGCACAGGUGCGUGUAUUAAAGAUGUUUAUCGUGCAAUUAAAGUGAGGAUAAACUAUUAAUUACGGUGGCCGAGAACUGCCACUGCUGCAAAUAAAAAAAGAAUGCAAAAAAAACCAGUCACAACGGAAGUUACCAAUGCAAAAAAAAAAAAAAAGAAAUUGAAGCCUGCUGCAAAUAAAAAAAAGGAAUAGUGCAGACUUUUAAAAAAAAAGCCACAACAGAAGUUAAAGAUGCAAAAAAAAAGUGACGAUGGAAAAAAAAAAGUUACUGCGAAAAUAAAAGGAUGUAAAUAAAAAAAAGCCACAACAGAAGUGAGCUGCUGGGGACCAAUAAUGAUAAUGCACCGUUUGUUGUUGUUUUGUUGUUGUUUUGUUGUUGUUUCUGUUCAUCGGUAACUUCUGUUGUGGCUUCUUUGUUUUGCGUUCUUUUUUUUUAUUUGCAGCGGGAUUUGGUUUUUCUUUUUUUUUUUGCAGUGCAUCAUCAUUAUUGGUCCCCAGCAGCUCACUUCUGUUGUGGCUUUUUUUAUUUGCAUCCUUUUAUUUUCCCUGUAAGUAACUUUUUGUUUUGUUUUGUUUUUUUUGCAUCACCACUUUUUUUUGUGUGUGUUUCUUUUUUUCUGCACCAUUUUAUUAUUUAUUUUUUUUUUUUUUGCAUCAGUAUUUUUUUUUCACCAUUUCUUUUUUUAUUCGCAGCGGGCUCCAGUUUCUUUUCAUUUUUUUGCAUUGGUAACUUCUGUUGUGGCUUCUUUUUUUGCGUUCUUUUUUUUAUUUGCAGCAGGCUUUGGUUUUCUUUUUUUGCAUCGAUAACUUCUGUUGUUUUUUUUUGCGUCGGUAAGUUCUGUUGUGAUGUUUUUUUAUCCGCACUACUUUUUUUUAAUUUGCAGCAGGCAAGUUUCUUUUCUUUUUUUUUGCAUCGGUCACUUUUUUUUUUUGCAUUCUUUUUCAUUUGCAGCAGUGGCGGCUGUGUUCUCGGCCACCGUAAUUAGUUGCCAUUUGACUGUAUGAGCAACUUUAGGAAUGAAACGUGCUGCUGCACAUUUUAUCUUGCUUUGCACAAGUUUUAUCUAUGCAACAGAAGCUGAUGGCAGGCCUCCACAGCGUGAAUUCAACAGCAGCUAACCGAGCAGCUCAGUGAUGGGGAGUCUCACUCUGUCAGCCCACAGUCACGAUCGGCUGGAGAACAGCCACCGCUCGCCUUCGCCUGGAAGAACCCGCCUGACAGACAUCAUCCUCUCUGAUCUCAGAUCAUAGCUCGCGUGUAGCAGCUCUCUUCAGAGGCUGCACACUAAGAAACUCUGGCACAUCCUUUUGUCGCAUAAUCUGCCUCUUUUCUUUUAUUCAAAGUGAAAACCAGCUGCUGGUGUGAAAAGUCACACAUGAUACUUGUGCUGUACACAGCACCUUUAUUUAGGUCUGCUUCUGCCUCCCUGUAGCAUCACUUUCAUAUCUCGUGCUUAAUAUAGCUCUAUAAAGGCUGCUUAGCGCUCGUGGUGUGUGAAAUAUUGAUGGGCAGAAACAUUAUAAAGAUCUCAGCCAGAGGGGAGCGGUAAACAGGUCGGCCUGCGGGAAGCUGUCACUCACUGCGACUCUGUGUGUGUGAACACUGGGAUCCAGUAUGACAGAAUGUCAACAAGCAAUUAGCACUGCCAACAAAGCUGUGACAUGUUAUUUAAUCCAUACAAAUUAAUUCUCAGUGUGUGUAAGCAGGAAAGUCAAGGACCUUGUUUCCCAGGACUGUAAAUCACAUUCACUAUUGUAGUUUAUUAAAGCGUUUGGACGUAGACUUUCAAAGUCUGGUGAAAGUCAUAUAUUUCAGAUAUUCUGGGACUAUUAUUCCCUCAGCUGAUAGCUACCUGUCAAAGCUGAAUUUUGAGUAAUGUCCUCCCUCCUCUUCAUCAGAGGAAACACCAAAUUUAGCAUCUUUUUUCUCCCUUUCCGAGUGGACACUUGGUAUCUUUUUUUGAACAAAAUAAAUUCAACCAAAUAACCUUGUCUUGUACAAACACAGCAUGAUGAAUGGCUCUGCCACUUGUUCAAUUUCUGGGAAUAUGUAGGGCCGGGGCGCGCAGAUAUGUCUUUGUAGGAGUUGCAAACAACAAAAACAGUCUUUCUCUCAGAGUAAAAGCACAUCAUAGUGUGUUAUAGAUAGAAAUAUCCUCUUCUCACUCCUCUUGAUUAACAUGUUUGGCUGUAGUAACACAUUCCUGCAGUGCUCCCACCUUUUAUGCCUCUCAUAACGGCACCACCCUUCAGAGGAAAGUAGAGUAAAACAGCUUUACCUCGGCUAAGUGUCAUUUCUAGGGCGUAAAAGCUGAUAAAAUGUGACUUUCCCUGUGAUGUGUGUGUCGUAGGCGAACAUUAAAGCACAUGUGUAUGUUUGUUUGUUUUUCAGAUUACCCAGGAGCAGUUUAUCCUCGCGUCGCAGUCCCUGCACCUCCAGCGGCCCGGCUGUGGCGCCGUGUACCCGGUGGGUCUGUACGGCUGGAGGAAACGAGGCCUCUACUUCUUCCUGCUGCUGCUGCUGGUCACUAUGAUCGUGAACCUGGCUCUCACUGUGUGGAUCAUAAAAGUCAUGAAUUUCUCAGUGGUGAGUUCAGCCUGCAUCCUAUCAGACAUUUUCAUAAUGGUACGCAACAGUGUGAAAAAGCAGCAGUUUGUUGUGUGCAACAAUCUGUAUCCGGUUUAUGAAAGAUUUGCAGUUUUUCUUGGAAGCAAAUCCAAAGUUUUGCGGCUAAACAAGUUCUCAUUAAAUCAGAAGAGAUGCUUAAGUUUUUAUUUUCUCAUAUGUUUCCAUGUUUUUGAAAACAAGAUUGUUUUUUCAAGGCUAAAAAAACCCAAAAUGUUGAGUUCUCAUCCGGCACACAGGGCUCAGACUCAUUCUUGUUUCAAAUAAGAACUUUUUUUAUGUCCCUCUCAAGCUUUCUGCCAAAGGAAAGUCAUUAAUAUGCAAAAUUAAAUAAGCCUCUGCUGGCGGUUUCAUGGGGGGGUACGAAUAAUGGUUUUCAUUGUUGCUUAAUUCACCGUAAACUUUCAGUAAUUUGAUUAACUCUUCUGUAAAUGAAACCCCUAAAAACGGGAAACGUGCAUCUUAUUUCCCAGACCUCAAGGUGAUGUCUUCAGAUUGCUUUGACUUUUGCUCUGAUUUUUUUAUUUCAUAUGAGGAAAAAAAAGCACCAAAUGAAUAUAAAAGAACAAAUUUGGUGAAGAAAAAAGUUAGAGUUUGCUUGGAUGAAGGAGGAAAAGCUCCAAAAACUAAAACAGAAACCCACAGUUUAAUUCACAACUGGAGUAAACACAGGAAAGUUUGCUGUAAAGCCACAAUAAGAAGGUCCAAUAUUUUGAAUAAAGGAAUAAAAUACAAUAAAACUUCAGUAAAACAUCCUUGGCUUCUGAGAAAUAAAACAAUGACAUGGUUACAAACAAGACGAGAGAUAAAGCGAACGCUUGUAGUCCUUGGCUUAAUGACAGUGAAUGUUUCAUCAAUGAAAAAACUGCAUUUAUGAAGUUUUUUAUAAAGAGUUUUCUUUCUUGGCUCAUGAAAAAUACCACUAAAAAGCGUGAUAUAGCCACAUAAAUCAAAGCUCCUCUUUUUCGGUUCGUGUUGAGUUUGACGUCCCUCUUGGACAAAGCAGUUUUCACUUGGAAAUCUUUCCUUACCCACAGGUAUCGUUAAUUUUUUAACAAAACUCUCAUCCUGAUGCCUUUUAAAUGACUAAUCUCUCCUCCUCUUGAGAAUCUAGCCGGUGAAAAAUGUAAAAGCAUUCUUUUUUUUUUUUUUUUUUUUGGCAGCAUGCGAUUCAUUACCUGGUUUGACACCUUCCCCACAGCAGUGGUUCCAGGCUCUGAAAAAUAAGCUUUUUAGACGAAGUGUUCUUGCUGAUGGUCCUGUUUGCUUUUGUUGUUCAUAAAGAGACAAAAAACUCCUCACAGGAACUCCUCAAUUUGGAAAAUUUACUUUUAUUCAGUAGAUUUAAUAGUUUAAAAUCACUGGACUGGUUAAGAGGAGAGAACUAAUCGUCUUGUAGUUAAAAUAAGUGGUAGAGAGCAGAAACACAAUGAUUAAUAUAAUAAGUUUACAGAAGCUAUUGCAGCAUUUCGCCUCAAUCCACAGCUGUCUUUAAAUAUUAACUAGUUCGCUUCUUUAAAUGCUUCAAAGAUCAGCUUGUAUUAAUGCUCCUGUACUGUAGUCAGUGAUUUUUCUCCGUUUCUGUCCCUCUCUGACCUGAAAAGAAAGCCUCAGUGGAAGAAAGUGAAACCUGUCACAAGCGUCCCCCUGUCAUGCUGUCCGCUUUGUUGCAUCUGGAUUUGAUAACCAAUCAUGAGAGACUUUGAAGCAGCAUGUCUGACGCAGGAUGUGUUAAUCUUUAAAAGAAAUACACAAACAGGCGGCGGCUGCGAGCUCCUCUGACAUUUCCAGGGACAAUGCACACAAUUUAGCAUUUUGUCAACAAACUCGGUAUGGCAGCACCCCCCCGUCCCCUCCUCCUUCUGUGACGAAUGCGUCCCCGGAUCCCUGCUAUCACUCCUCCACUCCUCUGCCUCCCAUCAAUCUGUGUCACGAGCAAAAGACCUUAUCAGUGCCGUUGGUGUCGCUCCAGAAAAUGUACUUCCCUGCUCUCCAUCUCGGCGGCAGCUAAAUAAGAAAACACAUGCCAAACUGCACCCUGUUGUAUUGGUGUCAUUAUCAUUUUGGUGGGGGCCACUGGCACAAGAGCAUUGUUUCCUGGUCAAGCUCCAAAAAGGCUUGAUCCUACAUUUCCCAUCUUGCAUUUAAUCUUAUUAUUACACUCUCCCUGCCAUGUAAAUUGCCUCAUUCUUGGCGCAUGGUUCAAAUAAUCAUAAUUAUGAGCAACAGAGGGGGGAAAAAGUUGACGUUUGUUUCGUCCUUGUGAAUCAGAGUCGACUCCACCAUCCUCCUACUCGGUGGAAAGAACCAAAGACACGUUUACAGACCGCUGGUUUAAAGACUGCUUACACACCUCCAAACGCAGCAACAUUUUAAGGAACUACGCUGACACUAAAACAGUUGAUUUAGUAAAAUGACUUAUUUUGAUUGAGUUGGAUAGGAGCUGCUAAAAAGGAGUACUUACUAGAUUACUUGGCAUACAAUUUGGGCACAAAGUUUCCAAGUUUGACAGCUUUUCAGCCUUAUUUACAUUUUCAUUUUCAAAAACACAAACAAGGAAAGUCAAAGAGUAGACGUUUGAUGGAUGGGUAAGGUAACCUGAGAUAUUUAGGAUCUACCAAAUAAUCUACGUUAACGUCAAACACAGGAGUUAGCAGUUCAGCUACGUGACGUCAAGCUAACCGCACAGUGUUGUGAGCGGGAUAUUGGGUGAGACAGCUUGGGCUGAAUGAAAACCGAGAGGGAGACACACCAGCAGCAGAGCCAGUGUAGCGCACUUUUCAAUUAGUUGAUUUUAUCAGGGAUCAGUAAAUUAAAACGCCAAUACAGAUAAUCGGCCAAAUGCCGUAUAUUGGGCCUGAUAAUCGGCCAAGGCAGAUAAUUGGUUCACCACUACAGCAGAUGGGCCGGUUCAAGGGGAAUGAACUCUCUCGCAAGGCCUCCUAGAAAAAGAAAAAUCAGCUUGUGGUUUAUUGAUCUAGACGAACACAGUCUGUAUCAUUUCAAGUUUUUCCUUUAACAAGAAAUGAUUAAGUGAUGUAUAAAACAGGAUCUGCGCCAAUGUCAACUGCAACAAAGGGAAACUGUAAAGCGUAACUGUGACUGGGAGGAUUCACGUCAUUCAAACAAACUUUUGUCUGCGCGUUAAAGACAGCAGGACCUUGGGUGAUGUCUUUGACUUUGCUCUUUUCUUUACAACCUCACAGAGCCAAAUCUUUCUGUUGUCAUUUUUCCAUCUCUGAAUCAUUGCCCGUGUCUCCUCCGUCUCUCUCUUUCACUCUUGCCGGGGAGCUCAUCCAGGAACCUCAGCCUGUCACGACUGAUCUGUCGUCACGCCCUCCUGUUUGUCCUGCCUCGCACCCAAACGUCAGGGUGACUGUAGCUCGUACAGACCCUUCACUCCCACCACAUCACCUCUGCUUCAGCACUGGAGUGACUUUAACGUCUGGCUGCUGACACACAAAGAGCUUCACACAUCCCCACCCACCUCCUCUGACUUUGUCCUCCUGUCUGUCCUCAGUCUGUAUGAUGGAGCUCUCCUCUCUGUACUUUGCCUCUAUAAUUCACUAUCUCUAUCCGACACAUCCGUCACAACCAAUCUGUUCACACACAGCCUCUGAAAAGCUGCUCCCAGACUUCACUUUACUUAUUGAGGUGUGCUACGGCAUAACCUUUUUUCAGUUUCUGCUGAAUUAUCUCCUUAAAUCCGGUCCUGAGUAAAAGAAAUGUGAGGUAGGAAAUGGUAGUCGAACGAGGGUGCCAAUCCCCUGAAGUGUACGCUGCUUUGCUGCCAAGUUUGUUGCACCUAUAACCUGGCUCGCUAAAAUAGAGCAUAGUUUUUCAAAUGUCAUCCACAACAGCUGUGUUUUGCUUUAUUUAAAAGGUUAAAAUGUCAGACGCCAGCACUGCACAUGAGCAAAGUUGCAGAUUGCGAGGUUAAUGUGUGUCGAAGAAAUCCCCGAAUGAGACUACAGGGGGCGCUUAAACGCUUGUUCACAAAGUCACACGAGAAUUUAGCGAGAUCAACAGGAGAUUUGCUCAAUUCGUGACAUCACCUUAAAAGGGCAAAUUUUCUAAAAAUUGUUGUUGCAUGGCAGUGGUGAAGGAGGCUUCUAGAAUGCUGGGUUCUGGAAUGCUGGUGGGGCCUUAAAGAGACAGGGCUGAAAUAUGUUAAUGUUGCAUUCGAGUUAUCUCGGACGUCGGAAAAAAGCAAAAUCAAGGACAAGGCAAGCGCUAAAAUAACUUUCUUAGAUGUAGCCAUCUUGUUUCCGCCUCCGAUUUUGCUUUUUCCGACUUGGUAACUGAAACGCUGGUAACUCUGGUGCAACAUUAUUCCCAGCUCGGACAUCUGACUUCCGAGGUAACUUAAACGAAGCAUAAGACUCUGUUGACCCAUAAACCAUGUAAAGCUGCUAAAAAAGCGAAAGAGGGUCAAACACAAAAACAAGCAUAAAACAGCCUCUUUUAAGCUCCUGUGAGGAUUUUUCGCUGGUUAUGAAAAUGACUAGAAUUAAUAUAAAUGCCUCUCUAUGUCCAAGAAAAGCUAACCUUCACUUCAGCAACAAAAUAAUGACAUCUAUACACUAACUGUCAAUGCCUAUAAGUAAGUGAUACUUUUAACAGUUAAAAUAAAGCAAGGAUAACAAUAAAAAAACCACAUUUACCAGGGUGACCAUAUUCUGACUUCCCAAAAAGAGGACACGACUACGCAGGGGCGGAGUCACAAGGCUUCUAACUCAGUAAGUCCAUGUGACACAAACUCGAAACUUACAUACGAAACACCAGAUAUUUUAAGGAUUUAUUAAACCUCCCCGGACAAGGCCGGACAAACCUGGACAGUCCCCCAAAAAAGAGGACAUGUCCGCGUAAAAGAGGACAUGUAGUCACCCUACAUUUACAAGACAAAAUCAUCAAAGAGAAAAGAGGUACUGCUUUGUCCACAGGGGGCGCCAAAAACAACACAAACUCAACGUCACUCAGAGGGAACUUUAAAAUUGCAGUUUAUAAUGCCUUGCUCUCGAAGUUCAGACUUGAUUGCUCUACUGUCUAGGCAGUCAGUUAGAUAAAUGCUCAUUCAGUAUGACGUUAAAUAAACCGUAAAGUUAUGGACUACUGUACCGUGAACAUAAGUCUGCCCAACUCCUGUCAAAGCUGCACUGUAAUUACGAGGUCAUUUACAGCGGCUUUUCAAAUCAAUGCUCAACUUUAAUGAAAGUCAUCACAGACUUGACGCUUAUGCUGAAAGAUAAGGUUACGGAGACAAGUUUUAAGUGACCAUUAAUUGAUUUUUGUACCUCCGAGAAAUGAAAAUCAAUAUCUGUCUGGACCGGCAGUGACAAUACAUCAAAAACUCCUGCUUGUGUUUUGUAACAGUCAGCAAAUUUUGAUGUACACAAUGUUUUAACAAUGCAUGAUGUGUUAUUUAACUUUCAACGCAUGAGUUCAGAGUUUUUAAGCACGGCUGAAGCUGGGUAAAACGGCACGAUAAUCAAUAAAACAGUGUCAUCAUCAGUGCCAUAAAAACUCUUCAACCAUACUGUCUCCAGCCAUCAACAUUCAUCUCACAGCUGUCACAUUAGCUGUCCUCUCCUCAAUCUGCCUCCCACCCCUGCACGCCACCCGUCACCCGACACCUCCGGAGAGUCUGCGCCAUUGUCACCUCGAUGUCAUGUCCUACUUUUUCACUGUCACUCAGCUCCGCCACCCGUCCACCGACCCUCCUAAUGCUCCCGCUAAUGCAGUUCAGUGACAGCGGGGUUCAAUUUUUUAUGCGUCCAAAAGCGAUAAUCCUUUGAGUCAAACCCGUGGGUAUCAGCAGCGCUUCUGAUUGUGUUUUCAGGACGGGAUGGGGAACCUGCAGCUGAACCAUGACGGGAUUCGCCUGGAGGGGAUCUCCGAGUUUGUCCUUCCUCUGUACGUGAGCGAGAUUCAGUCGAGAAAGGUAAGUUGCUCCCUUUGCUUUUCUUUCAACUCGCCUGUUGAUCGAUACUCUGAUGAACUCAGGGCAACAACAAUCGACUGAAGAUUCCUCCAAAGCCGCAGACAAGCCGCUAUUGAUCUGCGGAAGUUAUGAUCAAUUCAUUAAGAACAAAGGACAACUUUCCCCUGAACUCUGACUUGAUGAUACUUUGAUGUUAACUUACAUUGUGCUCAAAUAGACACUCUUUCCCUCCUGUCCCUCCACCUCAUUUCCUGCCAGCCUCCAACAGCGCACUAUCAGGGCCUCCCAUCGGCCGGAGAUGGGUAAUAGGCUGCCUCUAGCCUCCUCUCGAGCCACAUACAAGUCUACAGGAGAUUACAGGCGAUUACAGAGGGGACCACAGUCCACCCUCUCAGAUUUCCAAUCAAGCCCACGCGAUAAAUUCCCCUCUCCCACUUCCACCCUUCCUCCCCUUCUCACUCUCCUCUUUGAUGUUUAGUAGAUUAACCAACACAGCUCCAGCGCAAAGUUGAUCCAAAUUUCCCCCUCUCCCACACGACACGCAGACGCCUGGUUGGAUCAUCCCCUUUUUCAGUGAUUAGGCAUGGUGCGGGGAAGCAAUUUCAAGCACUGGAAGCCGGGUUCCCAUGUAAAUUUGAUUUUUGAGGGACACCGACAGAGGAAGUGGCGGGCACAAUUUGCCACAGUGGAUCGUGAAACAACUCAGAAUAGCCCUCUCUCCGUCUUUGAUGUCGGGGUCCGAGCUAAAUGGUAAUUUAAAUUGAACAGCUGUGUGCUUAGCAAUAGAAAAAAAAAAACACCCCAAGGCAAUUGCCGAACACUGGACAAAGCCAAUAUUUCAUUCCUCUGGUGCAAUACCACCUGCAGACAUUUUUAUUGUCUUGUUUUACAGACAUGCUGUGCACCGGCCCUCUUAUCUACCAGCACCAGAGAUAUUUGCAGGACAAAAAUCUCUGCAGGUCACUCGAUAUUUCUCACCUGAAGAAAUAUGUCAAGAAGCGCAAGAGCAAGGGGGAUUAUGGUUAUCCAAUGAGUUUACAGCACAGCGCACAGUGCUGUUCUUCAGUCAGAUAACCACCAUUGAUCAAUAAGCCAUUACCACAAACAGCAGUGACCUCAGCAGAGCACUACAGGAACCUCAAAGUUAAAUAUAGCAUGAUUUCUUUCUUUUAUAUGUUCACCAAGUCCUCGCCGCCGUCAGGACGGGACUCGCAGUGGCUUUAGUUUCACUUUCCCCCGGAUCAAUCAGCGCUUUGAAUCCUCAUCAAUGACUGAAGCCGUAAUCCAUGAAUACCAAGUGGAAAUAGCUCCCGCAGUGUUUUUUUGGCAGGAGCUGUUGUAGUUGGCAGUAAAUUACAGUCAAAGUAGCCCCUUAAAUCAGGACUCUCGGGAGCGUGUUGCGAGCGGGUUGAUAAGUUUGUAAAUACAGUUUAUACUUAUCAAGGUUCCUGCCAAGAUGAAAGAAGACACAGAAUUAGUUGGUAGAAUUUGUGAACACUUGACAGGUCAAAGUACAAAUAUGUGGAUUUUUUUUUCAACUUUUUCUCAAUUGCCGUCCUUGUGCGUUUACUUUUAUGUUUUCCAAUUUGCUUUUACAUCUUUUAAGUGUUAGAUAUUGUUCCCAACUGACGACAAAAAGAGCCGAAUGUUGGUAAAUGUUGCUUGAUGUUUUUAUAUUCCUUUAUUCCACACAACAGUCUUGCCCCCCAUUGGCUUUCAUGGACAUAUGAUGUAAUUUUCGGGAACAACAGCUUAUUUUAGGGGCUGUCAGUGUAGCACAAUAUCGUCCCGUCCUGACGAUCAUAUUUUAUGGUCGUGGCGAGCCAAAAUCGUAAACCAAACUUCAAUGAUUAAUCGCCCGGCUCUGAGUUAAUGGCAGCACAAGAUCCUUGGAGACGUCCUGUUCAAAAGCGAGUCACAGCCAUGACCGAAAAGUUCUGGGAAUCACCAAGAACUUGUACAUUUCUAGGAAUUUAAAAGAGUUGCUUGUUUACAUCCGACUGCCUUGAAAAGCACUCAGUCUUUCAUGUCAAAGGAAGAGGAUGAUCGAUGUCUUGGUGCGUUCUAGAGAUGCACCGAUCUGAAAUUAGGAUUGGAUAUCGGCUCAGAUAUUGACAACUUAACUGGAUCGGAUAUCUAAUGAAUGACGCUAAUCCAGCGUUCCGAUCCACUUUUUUUUCUUUUAUUUAAUAACAUACACAGCAACACAGCGAUUCUGUUCACUCUAUAUUCUAUGUGUGUCUAUCCUUUUGCACUAAAUGUUAACAUGGAAGUCUCAAUUCUUUUUGCUGUGUGCUAACGUGCAAUUCGUUAUUUGUCAAUAAAUAAUAUUAAGUAAAUUUAUAUCUGUUAAUUUGUGACCUUUUUUUUAACAUGGCUAAUAUCAAGCCUGAUGUCUUCACUCACAGGGCAAGGUAUACAGUUCAUUCAUUCAACAGCAGUAUUGGAUCGGUAUCGGAUAUCGGCCGAUACGCUCAGCCCAGGUAUCGUUAUCAGAUUGGAUCGGUGCGUCUCUAGUGCGUUCUCACAUCAGUUUACCCCAAAUUCUUGAGGAAAUCUUCCCAGAGGGCUAAGUAGAGGUUGAUGUAAUGUUACAUUAAUUUGUGCUGCUGACUUUCUGAGUCUAAUAUUGUAAAAACACAACAAACGUUCUCCCUGAAAUGAUGAUUUGAUUGUUCCCAUCAGUAAAAGAGGAAAUACUGAUCUGCUGUCCGUGUUUGAAUUUGUUGGGAUUUUCAUGCUGGUGUUUGUUGAGACUAUCAUGAGUUAAAGAGACUAUUCACUCUGGGUUGUAUAAUUACAUAAAGUGGCAAAGGGCAGGCUGCAGUGCUUUAAUGUUGAUGCUUCACAUUUCGUACCCGCUGUGUGUAAACCCGGACGGUCGCAGCUGCCUCUCCAAAACGUCUGAUUCUGCAUCACUUUUCCUCUGACAGGUGAAACCUCGAGUGCAGCGAUGAUUUCAAACACUUUAAAAUCUGAGUGCCAUUGUUGCUCUCACAUCAGAAAUUAUGGGCAUUCAUUGUGCUGCUCAUGCUUGAAAGUUCAAGUGUAAAAGAGACACACAGUAGUGUGAUCGGUUUAAUACGUGUUACUGAUGCAGGCCUCUCUCUGCAGCAAAGCUGUGCCGAGCUGUCCGUCAAACCUGACAGGAGGAUAGAUUGAUAGAACUUUCUGUGUAUUAUUUCUCCUCAGCCCUCAGGCUUCCCAGGCGCAGGCCUGCCUAUCUGUGAAUCCAUCUCUGUGCCUGUCAGCUUACACAGGAGGCAGAGCAUCCGCACACCUACAUUUUUAUACAGAAAAGGGGGUGACCUUAAUAUCAAAUGUUAAAAAUCCACUUCACACUGGAAAUUUCAAGCAUAUGAUGCCUCAUAACACCUCCACCUCCACCUGUUCAAGCCACGAUAGUGCUGUUAUUUCAGGAAUGUGAAAUUAGUCUGACACUUGAAAAGAAGCUCAUUGGAAAGCAGCAAGAAACGGUGUUAUUUUAGGCUUAACAUUAUGAAAGCACCUCUGGCAGGUAACAUUGCAAAUGUUUGUGAAACCAAGUGUUUCAGCAGACAUAUAUAUUUUCCAUCCCUUUCACUUUCCUCAUACCAGAACUUCAAACGGAGCAGAUCAAAUUAAACCUGUUCAAAGACAAAUAGGUAGUCUGGGAGUCUGUAGCAAGACUGCUGAACAUUUUGGGUCAUUGCUGAUUUGUCUACACGUGAAAGUGCUUUUUAGCUUCUCAUCCUUUUUUGAAACAGACGACCAAUCAAGAAUCUUUCAUGUGGAAAAUGUAAAAGAAAGGUUUGUUAAAGGUGGGGAAGGAAGGAUCUGAGGAAGUGCCAGUUUUUGGGAGAAAUCUUGAAUGUAAACACUACCCUUCCCAACCAGUUUUCCCCUCAGCUCCUCCUCCCCCCUCCGUCUCUGCUCCAACAUGCCCCGCCCACAAACAGACGCUCCUGCUUCCUCGUAUCGUUCCAAUCAAAUUCAGAUAUAAUGCAGAUAAAUACUUAAUAUGAUUACAAAUGGGGCCCAGUCAACGAGAAAGUAAAAAGCAUUGGUGCUACUGUAGAUGCCAACAGACUACCAGCAAACACAAUGUUUGCAGGACUUCUACAACUAGGAUAAAGUGACAUAGUCCAGGACCCGAGGUCAACAGUUUAGCGGCGCUACAACAUGUAGCAGGUCCCAUUUGACAAGAGACACUUAUUGUCAAACAGGAGCUACGGUUUACCUGUCCAGCAGAAAGGUUACAGGGUCUGUAAGAUGAUGUUGACCCAGCUUUUUAGUUCUUGUCUGGUCUACCUCAAUUUUAAGUGCCUGUUAUUCCGCCAGUCUCCGAUAUUUACUCUGUUUUCUUGCUUGUGUUGGCAGUCGUGGCUAAAGGAGGAUUCAUUCAAUUUUCCGUACUUUUCUGGUUGGUUUCUACUGUCCGAUAUUGUUGCACGCUAACUUUGUUUGGGCUUCUAAACGACACGGAGAGCAGUGUCCGCCUCACAACCAAUCAGACUGGGGGAGGUGGAGAAUGGCUUUGUUUACAGUUAGAAAGAGCGGGCCGCUCAAAAACCUUAAAAUGUAGACUACACAGACAUAACAAAACACAGCGAUAUUGUUAAAUUACCAAAUGUCAUCAAUGACUAAUAGCUAUUGGCUGAUAUUUAAAGCUUUUUUGUAUAUCUACCCCCCGAAAAUGAUGCUUCUUUAACGGAUUCCUGCCUACCCCACCUUUAAUAGGCUGUGUUUGUUAAUUAUGUCAACAUGCUGCAGCAGCUUCAAACAUUAAAAACAUUAAUUAUAGAAAUCAAGUCUUCUUACUUAAUGCUCUGUUUGUUUUGUUAGUCACGAGGAGGCAUCGCUAUUAAUUUCAGUCUGUUUCACAACCAGGUGUAAAAACCUUUCACUGAAGCUUUAAUGACAACAACAAAUUAGAUUCCAUGAGCAUCGGACAGUGUUUUUUUAUCUUUAGCAGAGUCCAUUUAAAUGGUGUUUUUCCUAUUUUGUAAAAUGAUCCUUAUUUUCAAUGCGCACAGAGACACAAGUGCUUUAUUCAUGAGAAGAUCUACAGGAGCUGGUUUCACUGAUUAGUCCUCUGCUUGAACUGGUUCUGAGAAGAACAAAACAUCAGCCAGCGUGUUUAGCCCGCAGUCCUGGCCUGUGAUUUGACAGCACGGGGGUUAAAAGCCCACUGAUGCAAACAAGAGGAGGACUUAAAAGGCGUCAGAAGACAAGUCUUUGAUUUCUGCUGAAGUAGGUCUCUAUUUAUACAUAAAGGUGACUGGACUCCUCUUCACAGCACUACAGGGUUUAACUUUACAGGGAAGAUUUGUUGCUUCAUUAAAAGAAAAACAUCUUCUUUAGUUUAAAAAAAAAAACAAACGCUUAGCCGAAUUGGUUUGAAUAAGCAUUUUUCUUACUUAAAUGUUCGACGGCGCUUCUGGCAAAGCAGGUUUGGCCCCCCCUGUGAUAAUCUUACAAAUGUUUUUUAUAUGGUUCACUUUGUAAUCAAGUUGAAAUGCGUCUUUUCUUUCAAUUAAACUCAGUCUGAUGCACAUCGCUGUAGGAGACAACACAGUGCCCAGAUAGUUUUUAUUUUGAUCAAAUCUCGGCUGUUCAGACUCCUGGCUCUCCUUUUUGUCCCCAAAGACCCUGACUGAUCUAUAAAUAGCAUCAGAUGCAGGUGUAUCUUUAUUGGGGUGAAACUUCUCCCUCACUUGGUCUCACCCACUUGCAUCGGUGACGCAUGACAACGAUGAUUGUGAGCGUGAGCGCUGAUCUGAAUUCCUGUCUGCUGAUGCAACCGCUCGCUUGUUUCAUUCGCACAAUUUUAAAUUAAAGCCUUUUUUUGGGAGCCGCGGCGGUGCCUCCGAGAUCUGAACACCCAGUUUUGUCGAACCAAUUUCAUUCAGCUAACAAUAUUAAACUGAAGUAAAGGAGCUUUUAAUAUGAGAAAUAUAAAAUAAGCCAACAAAAAUGUCCCAAACAACCUGCACCCCUCAUGGUACUCAAACGAGAAAAUUACGGUGAAAUGAGCUUACCUAUUUCAACCUGUGACAUGUUUUCUUUAUUAUAAUUUCCUGCUCAGCUCACUGUUGAAAUAAGCUGCUGGCAGAACAAUCGAAUAUAAUUAAAAUUUAAAUAUAUGUAUGCAAAUCUGUGUUUGGGAUUACAGUUAAAACCCAAAGCAGUACCCCCUUUUCUCCCCCUUAAAGGUCUGCUUUUUAUUUGGCUCUCAGGAAGAUAGUACAAUCACACGAGUCUGCUUUGUUUUUAGCUAUUUCAUCGGAGCAGCGGGCCGUGCUCCUGAGUACGCCUCUGAUGUUAUUCAUUGUAUGCAAGGAAGCACACUCUGCCGUACAGCAGCCAUGGUAAUUUCUCAGUCUGACGGGGCCCGCUGCACCUUCAACAACGGGCUCCAUUUAUGUGCAUUCGCUCUGAUCUGCACUUGACCUUCCUCAACAGGCGCAGUGACUAAAAAGCCUUUCAUACAAUCCCAAAGAAGUGUUGAGGAGAGCAACAGCGUCUCAGUCACGGCCCCUGAGGAAACAGCGCAAGACCUAUAAACUCUUUAAAGGGAUACUUCAAAUCACAAACGAACAAUGUCUUCCUGUCGGGGGUUUCCUGGAGAAGUUUGGUUCAUGGUGCGCAUUUAUAUCCCGAGAAAGAAAGCAGGGGAUUAAAAUGAACUAAGUAACCUCUGCGAAUUUACACAAAGGAGGACAUUUUCGGAUAAUUUACUUCAGUUUGACGCCAUUUUUAAAAGAGCAUGAAGCUUAUUAGACAUUUGAGACUGCAGCAGACUUUAAUUAUUGGCUUGAAUGCAACAUUAAAGUUGAAUCCCAAAGCAGGAUUUUGAGGUAUGCAUGGCCCCACAAAGGCAGAACACAGCAGUUCGAUAUCUAAGGAUCCUUCACAUGCAUCUACAAAUGUGUCUGUCUUUUCCCAGGAGGAUCCAUCAGGUGCAUCGUUCAUGACCCAACCUGCAUUAAGAAUCAUCGCGAAGUAAUUCAAACAACUCAGUGGACUUUAAGCAGCAGACAAUGGUGCAAAAACAAUGAAAAGUUUCAAAAGUGGCUUUUUGGGACCAUAGCUCAUCACUAAAUGCCAACAAAUGUCCCUUUAUAUAACUAAUGCCACAACAAAAAGAAAGCUGAAAAUUGUGAGAUUUAAAGUCCAUGUCAGCAGCCACGUUGGUUUAUUUUGCUGGUGGCGUAAACAUUGCUGAACUUUGAUUAAAAAUGAGACACAAAAGUCUGAAAUCAAGGGCAUUAGGCUUUAAAAACAAAGCUGCAGAAUGGUUUGGAGCCACAUGGCUGGUUAAAUACAAAGAAAAUUAAAUAUUGACUUCUUUUUAUCAGAAAGCUCGAGACUAAAUGUGUCAAAGUGAAGUAUGACCGAGCGAGACCACUGUCACAUCCAUUAUUCUGAUUCUUCUGAUUUAAAGAGGAGCUCCGGCCUAACUUUUAGUGCCAUCAAAAGUUUAUUGUAAUAUUGACAUUGAUUAUAAUAAAGCAAAAUAUAAAGUGAUGUAAAGCUAACUGACAAACCGAAACGUACUGCCAUCAAAAAAUUUAACGAUGUUUCGGGGAUGUCUCAGAGGAGAGAAGGUUUCAAAUGUCUCCUUGUGGGAUGAGUUUAAUUCUGCAAAGUCCACAAUGUGCAGUUUUGGUGCAGCUGUGCAGCUUGGUAUGCUGAGUUUGUCACUGUGCUAGCUACCUGUACGUUAGCUGAGUGUUAGGAGAUGCGCCACCCAGCUCCCCUGCUUUUUUUUUUUCUGUUUUUCUUGAAUUGAGCAGUAUUUUACGAAAGAGGAUUAGGGCCACAUGAAGUUGGCCCUGUGCUCCACGCCUUCAGGAUCAAUAAAUUUGAUCAGUUUUGAUCAUAAUCUUCGGCCUGGUCUUUUCAGAGUUCAAAUACUUAUGACCAUACUGUGUGUUAAAAGAGCAAGACUUUCCUUAUUACUGAAUCCAAUUCUAAAGUAAAGCUUUACAAACUAUUCUAGAGGACAUGUUGUCGAGUGACGAGGGACAGUGCUGUUGAUUCAGUAUCAUUUACUCUCGAUAUUUCGACUUUAAUCUUGAAUUUUUGACUUUAAUCUUGAAAUUUUGACUUAAUUUACGAAAUUUGGACUUUAAUCUUGAAUUUUUGACUUAAUUUACGAAAUUUCGACUUUAUUCAUGUCGACUUUACUCUCGAUAUUUCAACUUCAAUCUCAAAAUUUCGACUUUAAUCUUGAUCCUGUAAUUAUUUUUUCUCUCUUCGUGUGGCCCUAAUCCUCUUUUGUAGUAUUUCCACUGAAACUCUCACUAGCUGUUUUUUUUUUUAUGCAUCAUCAUGACCUACAUUGAGAAAAGCUGUCAGAGUACAGCAUACACACACCACCAUACAGCACUACAUUAAAGCUAACGAAAAGGAGCCAGAAAUGUCUCUUCUAUGCUGAACUUUACAAUACUUGUACUUUAGUUUUAUUCUCUGUUAUCUGAGGUUUAAGUGGAAUAUUUUGACAGCAGAGGUUAAAUCCUGUACGGAGUGUAAGCCUUGUUGCCACGCAAACAGAGACAAAACCAUAUACCAUCAUUCAAGUGUCAAAAAGCUUUAAACCCUCGAAAUGCAAAACUGCCACGAGCAGAACAACUCCUGUCUACAGGGAAAAAAGGAAACACCUACACCUGUCACUGAUGUAAAACACACACAACUACCCUGCCGUCCUCAGUUUCCAUACCUGUCCAACUCUUUAGCACUCGUUUUUGAGUAAUGCAGUUUCGAUUUGAUCCAAUGUUGUCUAAUGUGUUUCAUUUAGAGGUUUAUGGCGAUCAGAAAGGUCCUCUUCAAUCCAUUACAACCUGCUUAGCAUUGACGCAGUUGUGCUGAUUGAGGAGAUUCGCCGGGGAAUUUCCUCCAAACAGCCUCUUUGAACGAGGAUUCAAGGAAUCAGUUUGGUUUAACACACCUCCUCAUUUGAACAGUUUGUAUUGAUAUAAAAGUGAUUUAUUCGAGGCGCUGAUGUCGCCAGAUCUCGAUGAUUACAAAAGGGAAUAAGCUGAGCCAGGGUUCCCCUUUUUUACUAAAUGGAUCCCAAAAUAAGAGUCAAGAUCUAAAUAUAACACAUAUAUUUUUCUUCCUUUCUUCAUUCCUAUCUUUGGCUCUCUCCCUCCCUACUCAUACUUCUCUUAGGACAGCAUGUUGGUCUUUCAGUCAGAGAAGAACGUAACGCUGAACGUCAGAAACGAACAAGGACAGCUGACCGGUCAGCUCACAGUCGGUAAGUGUCUCACUCUUUCUCUUGCCAUCAUACAUAAAAAGGUUUUAUUCACUUGCUUUCUACAGGUUAUGGGAAGUGCAGAGUUUGACAUUGGAAUUUUGGUUUUUUGGAACAAGAGGCGACCAAAUCUUGAUAAAUGCCAUUAUAGCCAGGUGAAUUCGAUGGUUAAAUACAGAAUUUUCAAUAUAAUGAGACUCAAUAUGAGGCAUAAACUAACCAGAGUAAACAGCUGGAAAACAAAGCAAACCAAGUAACAACAACCAACAAUCCGUAAUCCAAAAACAUCAUCACCCCUAAUUGUUAGUGCCAGAAUAAGAUGGUUAUUGUAAAUUUUCAAAAAAAUAAGUUUCUGUCAGCUCAAAAAAGAGGAAAACAAGUUCAACACUCUUGCUCAUCUUCACUAUUUACAAAGAAAAACGAAGGUCGGGUCUGUCUGGAAGUUUUUUAAGUGUGCUUUGAAACGCAUUCAAAAAAGAUCGGGAAGGACUGAAACAUUUCAUGGAGCUAAGAUUUUCUCUUUUUAAACUUUAGUUACACAAGCACACCUACUUCAUGAGAUGGUGAGAUGUGCUAAUGCUGCAUUUGAGUUACCUGGGAAGUCAGAUGUCGGAGCUGAAAAUGACAUCAUACUCGAGUUCCCAGCAUUUUAGUUACCAAGUCAGAAAAAAGCUAAAUCAGAGGCGGAAACAAGAUGAAUGAAAACUAUUUUAGUGCUUGCCUUGUCCUUGUUAUAUUUGAACAAGGCAAGCGCUAAAACAGCUUUUGUAGAUGUAGCCAUCUUGUUUCCGCCUCCAAGCAUAAAAGCUCCCUCUUAAAUUAUUGUACACCCAAAUUGUUAGGAAACCACUGUGUUCUAGCUUGCGCUGUUGCUACGGCUACUGCUAUAAUGUCGUAUUGCUCUACUACCCAGAUUUAAACAAGCACAGAUGAGAGAGGCAUCUUACUGCACGGUGGGUUAGGGUUUCACACCGACAGUAUAUUUAUCUGAAAAAUGUUGACAAAGAUGUUUUUAGACAGUGUUUGCUUUAACUAGGACAUGACCUUGUGGGUUAUCUCACAGCGUGUGGCUCCUCUCCUGCUUACCCCUGCCCCUCUUUUUCCCUGUUUCCUGCUCUGUCCACUGUCAUAUCCUCUCCGAACAGAAACAAAAAAAUAAGUAAAUACAUCAUAAAAUAUACAGUAUGUUUAUAGAACCAGCACAGGCAUGUGGCUGUUGACUUGCAAGGAGAACCGAAGGACGGGACCCUAGCUUUGCUAAUGUAGAUACCGAUAAAUCAAUGGCUUACUUUUGAACGAGGCCUCAAGUGGCCAUGUAAAGAACUGCAAGCACUGCAGAGGUGGUGGUGUCUCUUGACCCAGAGGUUACCCAUAUUUCUCUUUUUAUGUCCAACAUAUUAAAAAAUGAUUGAAUAUUAAAGCUCUCCCUGAUUGUAAAUGGCAUGAUCAGUUUAAUAAUGACUGUAAUCAGGGUAAGUGCUUCAUCUUUAAAGUCUCUUUAAACCUCUUUGUGCCUUAUAAACAGACUGUGGUUUCUUCCAGACACUAACCUUUGCUGCACUUAUUGAAAGGACAAUGGAUUCUUCUUAUUAUCAUCAAGUUCAACCAUCAGUCAGCCCAAAUUACCAAAGUCAUUUACAUGAUUAAUGACCACUGGAAGGAAAAUGACCUGCUUAUUAACAUUAAUAGCUAUUGAUCUUAGCCAACAUAAGUUGAGAGUUGAUGCUGAUUUGACAAGACUGCUGAUAUGACACGCUUUGGUCGCGCUUGACCUUCCUUGGAAAAUUAGCGCCCGCUUUUGUAGAAAGUGCGUUUUUGUCUGAAAUGAGAUGAAACUUGGCGAGAAUAAUUAAAUUCCCCAGCAGCCCGUGGAUUAAUGAAACUGAGGGGAGGAGAGUGUGAGAAAGGCAGACGUCGAAAAGUUUCUGCAUGCACAUCUGGAAAAACACCAAAGUCUGGGAAUUAAUAUUCUUCACCAGCGGAACAGAUUACUGAUUUGUCUCCAUCCGUUGUAAAAGCACGGCCGAUUCCAGCUUUGUUCGACGCCUUUCAUUUGCAGAGGAAGCACUCUGCACAGUUUUUCAGAGUACUAAUAGCCUUAUACGCCAAGCUUCGUUUGAAAAAGCUGAUUUGCAAGACCAGAAGCGCACAAAGCAGUGUUUUAUUUGAGUGCAUCAUCUUCACAAAGAGCAUUAUUAUGAGCAUCAACAACUGAUAAAGGGUAUUAUGUGGAAAUUUCUUCUGUUAAUGCUUUUAGUUAUCAAACCAAAAUUUAAUUUCAGUGCAUCAACUACCAAGCAAGUCAGUAAACAAGUAAAUAAAUGCGCAUUACACGGUGUCUUUUAAUUGAAUUUCAAGCACAGUGCUUUGUGGUUUUUCUUUUUCAGCUUUAACCUGGACUCUUUUCUAUUUCGUCUCUCUGCAGGACCCGAGGCUGUGGAGGCUCAGUGUCAGGGACUAGAGGUACGGAGUAAAGAUGGGGAAAGACUGCUGUUCACUGCAAACGAAGAGGAGGUCAUUAUGACGGCUGAAAAGUUCACCGUCACAGGUACUCUCGUUUUAUAAUCCUCUAGUGUUUAACGAAUUUAAUCGGAUUACAGUGUAAAGAAGGGCUGAUUCAUGAUCUACACCUCCAUAUUUGUCUGUCUCAAAAACCUCUUUAUGAGUAGACGCACAUUAACCACGCAAACAUUACAGAAAUAAAACUCAGUGAGGAUAAUCUGUCUAGAUAAAGCCAAGAGGAAUCUGUUUUGGUGUGUUUUGAACCUAUUGGGUUCACUGAUAUCCUUGAUAAUGCAAAAGCCGUCAACUUUCUAUGAUCAAUGGUUUAUAUCUCUCGAGUGAGCAAUGGGAACUGUCAGUGUUCAUGAUUCAAACAUUCAACGAUCAUGAUGUAUCAAGUGGAGACGUGAGAGAAAUUUGGGCUAAAAUUAGUUACUCAGGUCUUGCUUUAACUUAUAAAAAAGGUAAUAAAUAAAAUCUCACAGGCUGAGAAGUAAAUUCCAAGACAGACAGCAGGUGUUUUUUUACCCCAUAACUUUAGAAAUGGCUUUGCUCCAAUUAAGUGUCCCAGAGAGGCUUUAUGCUCAUCAGGAAAGCUUGAUGAAAUGUUUGUCUACUCAUGCUAUCCUUCUCUAAUAUGACAAGAUUAACAAUAACUGUGCAGGAAAGUGCGCUGUGGUCUUUGUACAGCCAGGAGAUAUUUUUUGAUGCUAAUGAUGGGAGCCUAAACUGUCCAAACCCAGGUCAACAAUCGAUCUUCUUUAAAAUGGCACCGCACCAUGUUGCACUUGAAUAUGGAGCUAAAACUGAAUAUGACCCAGACCAGCAGUAGGUUAACCGCCUCUGAAUUUCUUUUUUCAAGUGUUUAUCCUUAUAUUUUGUCUCCUAUGGGGAACUGCCGUGAUGUAAAUCAAGUUACAUACUCAGACAAUAACAUGAUAUAAACUCUGAACUCUGCAUUUCUGUUUGAAGGAAGAUUAAUGUGAGCCUGGUUUGUACUCCUUAAUCUCAGUGACUCUGUAAAUCAUGACAUAUUACUGCAGAGACGACAAAAUUAGUGGGUUUGUCUGAUCUGGUUUUAAACUGAUUAAGGUCAUACCUACAAGGCCGGCAGUGAGUGGAGGUCAUGUAUGGUGUUCCCCAAGGCUCAGUUCUUGUACCACUUUCACACGUAUUUACACGCACAAAAUUAAUUACCAUAAUUAUGAUGAUGAUUUACAAGUUUACACAUCAUUAUCUCUUGAUAAGUUCAGUCCAGUUCAUCCCCUCAUUCAUUGUCUCAGUGAUAUUAAUCCAUGGAUGACAUGUAACGUUUUCUACUAAACGAAGACUAAACAGAAAUUCUUGGUUUUGGACUAAAACCUGCCACACCUGGAUCAGAUCCAGCAUUAAAUCUGGGUGUUGUCAUGGACUGUGAUCUAACAUUCGAAAGUCAAAGUGCUGUAUAAAUCAAAUUUGACUUGACUGGGCUCUUUGGGUGAUAGUCUUAAAAGUGUAAGAUUUUGGAUUAAUAUAAAAUUAAACGAAGACUGUCUUAAAUCCUGCGGUUGGUUCUGAGCCCACUUGGAAGCAGGAUGACGAUCAUGGUCUUGAAUGUUUGGUCUGUUUCCAGGUUUUAUCAACAGCCUUUAAUUAGGUAGAACAGAUUUUGCUAUAGACACAUAGCUUCCAUGCCAAAAAGGCAUCUAUGUUUAGUAAACAUUCUCUUGGCUUUACUUUAAAAAUAAAAAAAAAAGGACUUUUUUUUUCCAGGCUCAGAAGGCGCCGUGUUUGGACACUCAGUGGAGACUCCCCUGAUCCAGACGAGGGACUCUGAGGACCUGAAGUAAGUUCAUAUUCGUUGACUUUACGGGAUUUCAUUAAAUCUUAAUGUCACAUGUUCAUAUCCUGUUCAAUUAAAAUGGAGAUGAUUUAAGUGAUGAUAAUAAAUGAGCCGCGGCAUUUCAAAGUCACUGCCUGAGCUGAAGAAGAAGACUUCACAUGGGAAGGACCAUUUUUCACCACUGUCAUUAUCACCCAGCGCUCUGUUUUAAACUCAAGCAUCUACUAGUUGGCUCGUUAUCGCACAAAUUUAAAACUAGAUAUGACCAUUAUAUUAAUUUCACAGCUGAGUGGUGAGCUAAUCUGUUAGUCAUCCUCUAAAGCAGCCAGGAAUUGAUUAAAGUACAGAGAGAGUACGCAGAAAGUGGGUGAGGUUGAGAUGCUUAUUAGACUCUUGUGAAUGCGAUCCCUAACACUCUGUACCCCGAGGCCCUGAAACCCGGCGCCGCUCCAUUAGCGAGCUCUAACGAGUUUGGUUUGUCGUCCACCUUGCUGGUCCUGAAGGGAGCGCUGGGAUCAAAGUUGGCAGAAAAAGCGGUGUUCUGGCAUCUAAUUCCUCCAGAGUGAGAGGAAUACUGAUGAGGCUCGCUUUAAAGCAAGCACACGUCCGCGCGCACACGCACACACACACACAUGCAUGACUGGUACACACAGACUCAGCUCAGAGGUGACCAUCUGCAGUGAGCGCCGUCUUAACGAGAAAAACAGGAGACGUUUCAGACACCAAAUUUCCAACAUGAUGCUCGCUUCAAUUAGAUCCAAAUGUUCUUUCAACGCAAAUUAAAUGAAAAGAUUUAAUUUCCAAAAAUUGUUGAAGUUUGAUUCUGUUUGUGAGGUUUACUUGACAGCAUAUUGGAUUUGUUUGAUCGGUUUAAUUAAAACACUGUGCAUGUUCAAAAAGCCAUUAUCUCCUCAGGCUCCUUCAAAAUAAGUGUAAAAUUGAUGUGAAAUUCCUUCAGUGAAGAAUGACUGAAAUAUUUCCAAACUGCACUGUCAGGACUUGGUAUAAAUGCCCCUUUAAUCCCAAACUAAUUUAUUUUCCAAACAUACAAAAAAAAGUCAAACAGCUCUCAUACUGAUCAAAUUAAAAUACUAUUAAAAAAAAAGAGAGUAACGGUGAAAACGGGAUCAUGUGGGCUGUUUGUGUGUUUCUUUUUUAUACUUCUGGUGUGUUUUUGGGCUGAUUGGGCUUCAGACAAAAUUAACAAACUCUUUCUCUGCCUCGGCAUCCCACUUGUAAACUUCUUGUUUAUCUCAUGUAGCAAAAGAAAAGAGCUGAAUAUUAUCAUGUUGUGAAUGAAAUUUCAGUGAAAUCAACAGGUUUUCACCAAAUUAUGUUUACUUAGACAGCCCAGGAGACUCUUUUAAUAUUAAGAUCACAUCUCUGAAAGAUUAAGGGGGAGAUAUCACACAUUUAUAAACGUAGUUUUAAAAUUGAAAGGAGAAGUUGAGGCAAAAGACUAGAGCUAUAAAGCCUUUGGUAACUAAAAUAUCAAUAUUUUUGAUAGAAUUGACUAAAUUAUAUACCCCUCAUAUAUACCUGAGUGUAUGUUAGGGCACUGCUGCAUAGUUUGUAGAAGUAUCAUUUUAGUAUUUAUUCAUUUUUAUCAGGCUUUUGUUGUAUUUAACCAUGUCUUUAUCUUUUAUCGUACCACUUUUAAACAUAUUUCAUUGGCCUUUACUGUGUUUAGUGUGUAUCUGGUGUUAGUCUAUGUUUUUCUGAUGUCUCCAUGCUGUUUGUUGUCUGUAUGAGUCUUGUCCUGGUGGUGAAAUAGUUUCCCCCAUGAGGGAUCAAUAAAGUCUACCUUACCUUACCUUACCUUAGGACCCAAAAAGUGAUAAAUCUAAUCUUUUGUACAAACUAUUGAGGAAAUAUCUGAUGUGUUGAUUCAACUUACCAUUAUUUGCUGUUUAAAUUGUGUGAAAUAAUCUUAAUAUUCUUUAAAGAGUGUGACACUAGGACUGUUAUUUAGGGUGUAUUAUUGGACUCUGUGUAAGUUAUUGAUUAAAUUCAAUAUUCAUGCUUUUGCAAUCAUAUAAAUCUCACUUAAAAUAGUGCAAAGACAACGGAUCAGAUGUCGGUAAUGAUAAUGUUUUAUGAAAUUUUUAAAUUUGAUGUCAGCCACAUGUUUAGAAAAGUUAGGUAGGAACAACGAAACACUAAACUAGUUAUGUAGAGCUAAGAAUAAACCUGGAGAGCAAACUAAUUACAUGAAUUUGCAACAGGUUAAUAAUAUGACAAGGUGUGAGGAGGGCGUUCAAGAGAGACCAAGUCCCAAAGUGAGGAUGGGAAGAGGUUUACCACUCGAUGAGAUACUGGGAGAGAAAAUAGUUCAGCAUCUCCAAACGUAAAAAUGAAAAUAACUUGAGGAAUUUAUCAACACAGCACAGAAUUUCAAUUAAAGAUUCAGACUUUUGUACAAAAAGGGAAGAGGUUGAUAACUGAUAACUUUACUACACUAAAUACAGGCAUGAUUCUACAUUGGAAAUCACUGCAUGGGUUUAAAAUCAUUGUAGGUGAACACAGGUAAGUGCUGUAUGCACAAAUGCUGGUUAAAACGGCACCAUGAUGAGAGGAAACUAUAUACAAACAUGAUUCAGAAAAACUGUCCAUCUGCUCAAUGUAUCAGCAUGUGUGUUUAAAGCAUCAUGACGUCUGUACCAGCUGAUUUCAGAUAAAACUCUCCCACCAAGUCUAAUGACAGACUGACACACAACAUUGCUCUUGAAUCUUUUCCUCCCCUCUGACUGUAACGUCAAUGAAUCUGAAGAUAUAAUCAAAUUAACUUCAUUCCUAUUAUCUCAAGAGAUUGUCCUUUUGUUUACUUUAACAUAACUGUAAUAUUGACUCGAGAUCUGGAGAUUAAAAAUAUAAAAGUACACACAGCUCUCUGCUUUUUUGUUGCUUUUGUAAACGACUAAAAUUAAAGGUUUUCAGGGCAUUUAAAGGACAUGUCAAAAUAAUCUUUGACCAGUCGCUUCCACCAAAGUUUUCCUGUCCUAAUCUGCCAGACCGAUCCAAAAACACUGACUCUUGCUUCAUACUCAAUUACUGAAAAACUGGUGUACUCACACUAAAAAUCUAAUCUUUUCCUCUGAUUUCAUUGUAUUAAACACAGCUGGCUAAACACUCCAAAGCAUCAAAUCAUCUGAAACUCUGCCUUGUAGAUAAAUGUGGCUGGAGGCAAUAGGAUUUUGGGUCCUCUGUCAUUGGGUACAGGCGUCCAUCUGUGCAUCACAGUCUUGUUAGCACAGUAUUUCCAAAACGCCUCGAGGGACUAUCUCCUAAUUUGGCAUAAACAUUCACUUGGACUAGAGGAUAAAAUGAUCGGAUUACGGAGGUUCAAAAUCAGGUCACUCUUAUCUUGAAUAACAUGUUUGGUGAACAUUUCAUGUGCUGUUUUUCACAGUAUUUCCUGCAGAUUCAGUACUGGAGUAACGUGUUGUUCAAAAGGUCAAAGGUAAGCUUUGACUAGGGCGACCAUAUUCCGAAUCCCCAAAUAGAGGACACUAGUACGCGGGGCGGACUAGUGCGCAAAAUUUUGUGGGUUUCUUUGGGUCAGGUUGAGUGUUUUUAUGCGCUUCUAACUCAGUUAAACACAUAUUCUGAGGCAUGUUAGCAAGCUAGUUAUCUGUGUCGCGAAUGCAGCCAGUCCUGUUUCAGUCCCAAGAGGCCGGUGUUUGUUUAAACUUUGGAUAAGACAAUCUUAAAGACGAACUGAUCAGAGAAUUGAUGUUUGGACGUCAAGUUUUUAUUUUAACUUUUAUUUCUUCUAAUGCUAAUUUGAAUCCUUCUGAAUAGGUUGUUUUAGUGAAUUAGGACCCUGAGAGGGUGAGCAGGAUCCUGUCGCAGCACUCUCUGUCAUUUCGUGGGAAUACAGCUCGGCAUCUGCUGCUUUUUUUUUGCAUUGUUUAUAAGCUUCCGUGGCUUUGGGACUCUUUUAGUCAUAAGUUUAGGACCCUCUCCGCCAUCCUGGAGGUGUCACAAGUUCAGCUUUUUCUUUUUCAAACCACUCACCACCUGUUAGUUAAGCUCUCCGGGUAAUACACUUACAGCCUGGCUUGAGUCCAUGUAGCUGUUUUUUUGUCCUUUUUAAAAACACACCACCCUCUUUUUGAUGUGUUGUAUUUCUCUGCAAGCCAGCAAUAAUCUCAGAGAGGAAGAGAGCAAAUCAAAGAAAGCCACCUGAGAUCCGUCUCUCCUUUUGAAGCACCUGUUCUUGUGCUGUGUUUGUUCAGACGCGCUGAAGUCUGUCUUCGCCAACACCAUGAUGCUUCUGAACAUUCUCAUACACUGAGAACAAUAACUCUUUUCGGCAUUGAGGGCAUGUUUCAAAAUUUGUUUUCAAAUUGCAUAAUCCAGGUUAUCAUCAAAAAUGCACUGAAUUUUAUAUUUGCUCUUUUAUUCAGUUGACUAAUUUCCAAAGAGUCCGCCUCGCAGCUCUGUCGAAGACUGGCCAUUACAGUCCAAAACACUACUUGUCUUUUCUCUGUUCUGCAUUUUGUUGAGUCAGUUUGAUCGGGAAAGUUGUGACUUUGUGACACCAGAAGGAUGUAGAAAGAUUUUACAGAUGCCAGUGUAAGAUAGGUAAGGAUUUUUCUAGGCUCUGUAGGUGUUCCAGGUUGACACAGUGAAAAGCUCACAGAAGUAUACAAGAUCUCCCUAUAUAUUACUAGUUAAAUGUAAUGAUCAAAAUGUCUUUGAACAUAAAUUCUAAGUAACAGGUAACACUUUACAAUAACCAUAAUUUAUAAAUGGUAAAUAGAUAAUUUAUUAAUGUUUAAUCAUCAUUUAAAAACAGCAUAUAGACCAAUCAUAAAUGGCAAAUAGAUAGUUUAUAAACAUUACUUAGAUGGUUAUUGUAAAGUUGCAACUGAUGUUUGUAAUACUUUGUAAAUGAUUAAUAAGUGGUUUAUAAACCAUCUAUAAACAUUGCUUAGAUCACUGAUUCUCAACCCAGUCCUCGAGGCCCCCUGUCCUGCAUGUUUUGGAUGUUUCCCUGCUCCAACACACCUGAUUCAAAUGAUCAGCUCGUUAUCAAGCUCUGUCAUGGCUUAAUAACGAGCUGAUCAUUUGAAUCAGGUGUGUUGGAGCAGGGAAACAUCCAAAACAUGCAGGACAGUGGGCCUCAAGGGCCUAUUGUAAAGUUAGGGUUAGGGUUAGGUUUUUAAAAUUGUAAAAUUUACAAUUUAUUAAUGGUCUAUAUGCUAUUUAUAAAUGAUGAUUAAACAUUUAUAAACUAUCUGCUUACCAUUUAUAAAUUGUCUAUUUACCAUUUCUAAGUUAUGGUUAUUGUAAAGUGUUACCAAAUAACAUUGCCUAUUGUAGCUUUAAGUUGAUUUCGUUGUCUCUAUUAGUCGGAAUAUCAUGAAAAGCUUUAGAUGACCCAGAAGCAGAGUUUUGAUAGACUUUGGUUUUUCACUUUGAGUAUAUAUGUACAAGAUUUUUUCAAAGACAAAAAACUUUGUUUCUUUUCAUACUUUUACACAUAAAGCUCAUUUGUGUAACUUUUGGCUUGUGUCAACUUUUGCGCCUCCUGUGGACAAAGCCGCCUUUGCUCAUCUUGUCCUUAACAAAAAUAUAUCUCCAAAAUAUCAUCUGCCUUACAGGAAAAAACUGCAUUGUUUGGUACAUUUUCCUGUCUUUGAUCAGAAACAUAAAAAGUGUGAAACACAGGGCUGCAUUUGAAGAUUUCGUCCCAGAUAGUUUAAUUAUAGAGGUUAAAUAAUCAAUUAAUUUGUGUAAGCAUAAAACAAAACAGGUUAAUCGAUAAGUUUUAUCAGUAACAAAUAGCAGUUUUGAAUCAUCACCCAUGAACUUUAAACAUACUGCAACAAAUAGCAAAAAUUGUUUUAAAGAAAUAUGAAAAAUAACUAUGGCUUUUUGUGGCACUUGGUCAUGCGCUUGAGUCCAUUUUUUUCUGUCAGCUGCUCUGAAAGUAACGGAUAUGUGUUUAUUCCUUGUGACUGGUGUAGUGGAUCUAUCAGGAACAAAAACCUUGGUCUAGAAGGCUCGGAAACAAGGGCGCCGCAGUUAUAAAGUGGAUAUAGUCCUGAAGGAGCGACCUGUCAGUCUGUCAUGUCCUUUUCUCAGCUUACAGCUUCAUUACCUUCAGUCAUCCCUCUUGUCGGCGCUCUGAUCUGCUCCUUCACCUGGCACUGACCUCCCUACCUCUGCUUCACUCUCACAACAACUCCCGGCGCCAAGUUUGAGGACAGAAAUCAAGAUGGAUAAUUGCGGGAAAUUUGGCUCGGAGGAUUCAUGUUUUGACUCCUCGGCUUGCUGCCCACUCAGCUUGAUAAUCGUUGCCAGAAAUUACAGGCCUGGAUAUGAAGAUAUUCCCGUCAAUUACAUAAUAGGAUCAUCUUGUGUGUCAUUCUGGUGGAUGGUGCUCUGAUUCCUGAUGUCCCAAAUCCAUCUGAAGAGGCAGGGUGAUAUUCCUCUUGGUAAAGCUGGUUUGCAGCGUUGUUUGUCUGAAAUUUUUACUGCGACACAUCUGUCAUCCAGUUUGUUUACACUCCGAGAGUCUGAGUCUACUCUCCUGACAUGUUUGGAGGACAAAUAGUAGAUUGACGUCUUAUCUGCGCAACAAAGAGUCUCGAUUGUGUCAGAAACAAACCUUAGUUUCAUCUUUUUUGUAAAUAAGACGUCUGGGUAAAAGCAGGUGGGAAUCUGAAGUAAGACGAGUCUGACAUUAAGAAGUGAAGGCAGACCAGACAGGAUUUGAAGACACUCUGCCUUCUUACAUUGCAGACAUCACAUGGUACACUUCCAGGCUUGGCAUCAGAGAGCAGAAAAGAGCUUUUCAUUUUAUUUUCCUUCCAAACUUUCUGCAACUCGAGUCUGUUUGCAGUGCAGUCAGCCACGUACUCUUCUUUCGGGACAGUCUCUGCAGUAACUGUGUCCACACAGGAGUGACAGCUUCAUUAAGAAGAUAAAAGCAAGGCAGGACAAUUCUUCUUGGUUCCACUUAGCUGAAGUCUGACUUUUUUUUAUCACCAAUUUGGUGAGAUUGAGAUGUAGCACAGAAAGACUGAAUCCUUUUCCCCCUACAGUUUGACUACAGCUAAGAAAUACAGCGCUGUGUUACUGUAUGGUCUUAUUUAUCCUUUGGAGAGAUGUGUAGAGUAGGAAAUUUUAGAUACAGAUACUGUUAAAGCACGAGGUUCAAAAAUCCAACACCGGUGUAGGAUCUGCGAUGCAACCAGCAUCAUAUUUUAUGUUAUUAUUGAUCAAUCUUUGGGCUUUCCCUUUGAACUGAGUCAUAGUGUUGUCUGUAAAAUUUCUGAAGGAUGCUCAUUGAAACAAUAUUAAAUAAUAAUAAUAAUGCAUCAGAUUUUAUAGUGCUUUAUCAGAGACCCUCAAAGCGCUUUACAUGGAUACAUCAUUAAUUCGCUCACACAGUCACACCCUGGUGGUGGUAAACUAUCAUAGAAGUCAAAGCUGCCCUCGGGCAGACUGAUGGAAACGUGGCUGCCAGUUUGCGCCUCCGACCACCACCACACAACACUCACAAUCAUACACAAGCAGAGGACACACACUGGGAGCAAGGUGGCCCAAGGACACCACAGGCAGACUAGGGAUAGGAGGGAAUCGAACCGCCAACCUUUCAGUUGUUGGACGACCGCCUCUACCUUAGCGACUGCCGCCCCAAAACGUUAGAUUUUACAACGAGCAAUAUUCUGGUCUCCAGGAUAAAACCAAGACAACUCCGGGUUAAGAUUGCAACCAUUCAUCAAUAAACAAGCAUCACAAGUGAGCAAAAUGUUAAAGUUCUUCUUAUUCAUUUGAGUUUGCUUUUAAAUAAAAGUGACAGCAACAAAAAAAGUCUGCAAUUUGAUGUCCCAGGCACCACUUUCAAAAAUAUCUGAUCAUACUUACUAUAAGUCGAAUUCGCCUCAUAACUAAUCGGGCUGAAAUCGCUUAAAAUGUGUAAAAACUGGCUACAACUGCAACAGGCAAUUUUUUGGAUGGAUGGGUGGAAGUUUCUUGAAAUUUUGUCUUCAUCUUGAAAUAAGUUGCUGACCUUGGUUUGUGGGGUUUAUAAUAAGUUUCAUAUUUUACAUUGAAUGAAGCUGGCAGUUCAAGUUUGAUGUGGUUCUUGCUGUUUCUAUGGGCCUUGCUCCAGAGGAAGAGGGCAGCCUCUCAAAAUAAAAAACAUAAACAAUGAAAGUUUUGAAGCUGAGGCCAAUCUCAAAGACUUCCAGAGUAGAAUUAGCCAAUCACGUACUGACAGGAAAAACAGCUUUCAUGGAGAGCAAAAGCAGGUGGAACGCAAUAAACCUCAUUAGAUCCUGACUCCAUUUAGAAAUAACCUGAUAAUUUAACCAUCAAGCUUAAUUAAAAAAAACGACCUUUGUGUUUUAUACGUUAACUGAGACGUGAGCAAAGAGAAAGCCUUGACUGCAAGUGUUGUUAGCUAACUGCUGGUUUAACUAUAAUGUCUGUCAAGUUGACCGUCACUCAUGGAGGGAUAUACUGUCAUUAUGUGGUAGCUAGUGGGUUUUAAGAAUAUCUAGAACUUAAUGUCACAAAUGCAAGUAAAAAAAAACAACAUUGAGUUCUACCAGUUUAAAGCUGAAAAAGAUAUUUUAAAUACGGAUAAAAUGAGACUUUUAAACAUUAAAACCACUUAGGGAAUCAUAUUCUGCAUCUACACUGGGUAUGGAAAGAUGCUACAGUCUGUAAUGGUCUGACAGCUGGAUUUGUAGAUUUUACAGGCUCAUAAUUAGCAAACUCAAAAUUUCACACAAACAUUUUAAACAAAAAAACAAGACAUAUGGUCAGAAAAGUGGCAGAUUUGACUGUUUGGGUAAUGUGUUAGAGCUGUGAAUCAGCACAUAAGGUAGCUCAGGAGCAAACCCCCUGGGGGCUCAUUAUGUUCAUUAUACAUCUCUGUGCUGGAGAAUUGAGGAAACAGGCCCAGUGCAGCAUAUUGUAUAUGAUACCAUCGUAUAAAAAUAAACUUGACUUUCACCUCUGGAAUCCCCUCAGCUAACAGAAGAGAUGUGCAGUAUUUAAAGCAACCUAGUCCACUGCAGCUUCAACCCCACCCUUCAGCACAUUUUAGAGUGUCCAGAUCUGCGAUACAGAGACCUUUUCUGGUGGAUCUAAAGGUCAUCCUACAUGCUGGGAGAAAAGCUGGUCAGAUUUCUCAGGGAGCCUGUCAUAAACAGCUGAUGUUGCUGCAAAUGCCACACAGGUUAUCUGCAGAGAGGUCUCUGGAUGAAACCUGAAAACUUGAAAUAUUAUCUGUCAAAGACGCUACGCCGCACUUAAGAUGACAUUGUGAAAUAAAAAAAAGGGGAAAGGUAUUUUUACAAUUUGACAGUAUUUGAUAAAUAACUUAAAGCCAGAUCUAGACACAUCUGAAUUCCUAUUUCCAUUACGAUUAUGACUCCACAGCGCCUCCCCUCAAACUGCUCUAACUUCAUCAUAAGCCGCUCAGGUCAAUGUGAAACAACUCAAGAAAGAUUAUUGAUGGACCGCUAUAUCGUCAACAUGAUGUGCAAUAACGGUAUAAAAUAUCAGGUCGAGAGAGGAGAGCAAGGAGAGGAGCAGGAGGAGGCAGGUGUGUGUAUUAGCAUGUCUGAAAAGCCAAGGGACAGAAUGAGCAUGAUGAGAGAGGCUGUAGUGAUCACAAGUGUGCACAAGCGAAUGGCUGCUGGGCAAAAAAGUGAGAGACGAUUUGACACUAUAGAGGAUGGUAUAAAAAAAGGUUGAAAAGACUGAAUAAUUUGCUGCCUGUGAUAAAAUAUAACCGGUAAAAGAGCUCAUAUCCUUCUGAAAAUACUACUACAAUGUACUACUACUUCUAACAAUUUGUCAAUAAAUUUAGAGUUUGUGAGAUUUUAAAAAGUCUUAAUUUGUUUAAAAGCUUGUGACGCGAAUUUUAGAUCACAAAUAAUUGUUUUUAUUUUUUUCCUGAUGUUAACAUUAUUCAAAAUAAUUGUUAUUAUAUUUUUUGCUCAACUCAUUUUAACUAGGUCAUACAAAACCUCCACUUAUUCAUGCAAAUGACCAAAAUUAGUGUUCAAAUGAAUCAAGGCUGCACGUUUUAUCAUCAACACCUGCAAAUUAGCGAAAAUUAACACAAAUCAAAAGUUCCUCACAGGAGCUUUAACUUUGAAUUGACUGUUUUCAGGUCUGUGGUACGUCAAAAUUGGGCCUCCAAAGUCUACGAAGUGCAUGUCCACAAAAAUAGAAGCAGCUUUAGACAAUAAUAAACCCGUUAAGACAUUUUUAAUUAAAUAAUCCUGCAAAUUAAUUCAAAUAAUGCUGUUUUUAGACUCUUGAAAAUUGGAUGAUGACUGAGUUUGAGUGAAAAUAUGGCAUCUUGCAAACUUCUCACUGCAGUAUAGAGGCUUGAAAUGACUCUUAAAAUGAUGUGUCUGAGUGAAAUCAUGGUUAACACUCUGUAGAUGCCUGAGAAAUGGCAGAAGCUUAAACAAGUUGUUUUUGCUCCUUAAUGAGCAGCUGUAGUUAAGAGGAUAUAGGUUGCCUAGUUACUGUAGGCAGAUUGUGUUCUUUUUUUUAUAUAAUAAAAUAUGUUUCCAUAGUUAAUUGACAGAUUUGUUAAGGCUGACCCGAACAAGAAGUUGGUUAAUGAAUCACUUGUAAGGGUUAGGGUCAUCAGAAUAAGGAUCAAAUACAGAGUAAGAAGCAGGAAUUUAAACAGGAGUUUAAGUAAAAAGACAUUAUGAAUGUGUUAAAUUUACUCUUGAGUGAUCCAAAGGGAGUCAGAUAUUAGAGCGAAGAUUUUUAGGGAGGGAAAAAGCUGAAAAUAAAAAAGGGAAACAAAAGCGCAGGCAUCUAUCUCCUCCAUUUCUACAGUCUCAGGUCAAAGGCGCAUUUCACAGCUCCUCUCCAAACUGUAUCUACUGAAAAGCUGAUUUAAAGUCAAAGAGGCUUUUCAAAUGCAGAUGAAAUUCAUUUGCUUUUUUUUCUCUCCCCCCUAAUUCAAAUAGCACAUAAUCCAAAAUAUGUGUCGCUUUCAGCGGGGAGCGGAGAUUUAAGCGAUUUCAAGACGCUGCCUUAAAGUCUUCCAUUUAAAAUUCAUUGAAAACAGAUUUGGAGGAAGAUGAGGGGAAGGAAAUCAAUUUGAACCGGUUAUGAGUUAUGAAAACAAAUUCCACAUUGAUUGGCUCUCGCACUUAUCUUUCCUUGUGUAAACAAAUAGCCCGCAGGAGGAAAAUGCAAAUCGCAUUAGCCUCAGUGUUGCUGAAGGUCAAAAUCAGCUGAUACAAUUACGGGCUGUUAAGGAGCUGCACUGGAUUAGAAUAAUGAGGAGAGAUGCUUAAACAUGAACAACAGCUUUAAUAUUCCUCAGGUGGAGGAGUCAAUGGUUUAACGAACAAGCAGGAUACAGUGAAUGCAGCAGUCAAAUCUGAGACGUAAGCAUUAAUACGACUAAAGCCCAUCAUCAUCUUUAAAGGAGCAGGAAUACUUCUUAAACUACCAUGACAAAAACACACUCCAUUUCACCUCAGAUGCAUUUUCUAUAAGUCAGCUGUUAAAUCCCAGAAAUGAAAAGAUCAGGAAAGAAUAAAGGAAAUAAUUGCAGUUCCAGCUCUAAAUCUCUGAGUCUGCACUGAUUUGUUUUCUGUUCUCUUCAGACUGGAGUCUCCAACACGGACCCUGACUAUGGAGGCCCCCCGAGGGGUGGAAGUGAGUGCUGCCAUGGGGCCGCUGAAGGUCAGCGGUCGAAAGGACUUACAGCUGGAGUCUACAGAGGGAGAGGUGAGGGGGAUUACGAGUUACACUGGAAACGAAAACAACCUCUUCUGCUGUCGUAUUCAUUAUUUAUGUCUAAACUUCUUUUCUUUAAUAAUUCUAAUUCAUUCAAGCGGCUGACUUUGUGCUGGUUUGGAGUGUUUACUGCGGCGGAUCGCUUCUUGUGUUCAGUGUACAGGUUUCGACCUCCUUGCAGAUUUGCUUGGGCAGAGAGUAUAAGUGCAGCUCUUGCAGUAACAGGGCAGAGGGGAGAGACUAGAAACUUGCAAAUUAGAAAGACCAGAUCAGAUGUGAGUCCUCAACAUGCUUACAGCUAAUAUGAGUCUUUUCUCACCAUCUUGGUUGUUUUUUUUUUGUUCGUCUCUCAGUGAACCGGUCAGUUCAAAGGCUAGCUGUAUGAAACUUUGGCACUAAUUUUCUUUCAUUUUUAUGUUCUUAAUUCCAAAAACCUGUCCAUUGGAAGUGUUUAGAAUGGGAGAAUUGCAUCACACUGACACUCGUUAUCCUCGUGACCAAAUUUGCCCCAUUGACUCCCAUUAUAACCACAUAUUUGUCAUAUGCUAUAAUCCUAACAUAUUAUAAUGCCUUUUCUAUUUAUACCUAAUAGAUCUAAGCUAUUACCUCCAAAAUUCAGGGAAAUUAUGUUUUAGGUGUAAUGACCCCCUUUAAAAAACACAGGCCAUUACACAAAGUUUGGGGGAAAUUUCUGUGAAGACCUGGAUUUCCCCAAGGGUCCUAUGGGUGCACGUGCAUGAGCCAGGAGGAUCAGGGAAGGGAUACCUGCCAGACAGAGAGGGACAAUGCAAUGUGACCGCGGGGAACUAAAAGGAGAAGGAGGAGUUUAAAACUCUCAUUGUGCCAAAAAUAAUAAUGCAUUAAAAUCAAUAAUUUUAUCAAUUAUUGACAUGGUUAAGGCUGGUAUAUCUUUAUCACAAAUAUUUCACUAUGCACCUCAUUUUUGUAAAUACUGCAUAUUUUGUGUUUUUCCCAUUGAAAAAAUCAGGGGUUCUCAUGACAAAAGACAAAAAAACUAGGGCCUGACCAAUUUAUUGGCGAGCCAAUUAAAUCGGUCGAUUUUAGCCAGUUUGAGACUAAUCGGUAAUCGGCCAAAACUUGCCGAUUUUCGCCAAUACUUUCAGAAAUAAAAUGCGAAGAAUACGAUUUGGUUUCACUUCGAAAAUGUUCCGCCAUUUGAAAAGUUCCCUGACUUAUCCUGUAGAUGGCGCAGCAACCUGAAGCAGGCAGCUCAGGGAUGCACAGUGGAGAGUGGUCCACCUCAACGGUAAAUAAACCAGUUUGUGAAAUACACAAUAAGUCAACAAGUUUCAGUUCAACCCACUUCACGAUGUUCCCCGCUGUGCUGGUCUCAGUCACGCUGAGUUAACGGUGAAGCACCAUGUAAUAUGCAAGCUAAAGUUAGAGUUAGCCACCUGCUAUUAGCCUUGCUACACUGUUAGCCAUGUCAGUAACAAUAGAAUAAACAACAGUACACAUUAGUGAUCAAGCUACUUCUCUUACUGAGGCAGCUGCAUGUCUCUAGAUGAGACCGGACCAGAAAUGAGUAACAUGAGUUAAGAUGCAGAGGCACCGAACUCCAUAAAAAAAAAUUAAAAAUCGGCGGAUUAAUCAGUGAUCUGAUUUUUUGCCUCCCGUAUAAUCGGUAUCGGCAUCGGCCCCAAAAAAUCCAUAUCGGUCGGGGACUAAUUAAAAUCAAUAUUUCUAUCAAUUAUUGACAUGGUCAAGGCUGUUAUAUCGUUAUCACAAAUAUUUCACUAAAAAAAAUUAAUGGAUGACAUUUUUACUGCACUUUUAUUAGACGGACCAUUUGUGUACAUGAGGUUAACAAGUGUAAGUAAAUUAAAAAAUUUCUUCCUAGAUACUUCUGGACGCCAACAUCAUUCAGCUAGGCAGCCUCCCACUGGGCGUCUACACCACGUCCUCUCAUCAGGUCUCCCAGGAACAGGAAGUAUAUGAGGUGUGCGUCUGCCCCAGCGGUAAGAUCUACCUCUCCCCCGCGGAGAGCAGCUCCACAUGCCAGGCCAUGAGCAACAUCUGCCUCUGGAGCUGACCUGGGGACAGCUUUUAACAUCUGCUCCGAAGCUGCUGAGAUCAAAACUCCCCUCUCUCUGUUGGUACAUUUGACGGAAGGUGGAGCUCCAACUUUUCACUGUCUGAGCUCAGAUCAGGUCAGGAGCAUCAGAGCCGGCUGCCUGCAGCGGUCUGCUGGAGGUCAGGACUCCUGUACUGCUGACAGUGUUUGAUGAACAGCGGGCAGAAUAGCUCUCUGGAAUCAGGAACACUUCCACUACUUUUUUAGAGGACACACCUUUAUUUUUCUACCUUAUGUUCAGCAAAGUCGACAUGCAGCAAGAAUAGAUGAAAAACUGUAAAAAGGGUGCCUUCAUGUAAAAAAAAAAAAAAGUCUUUUGUGACCUGUCUGUGAUCACUAAAGGUUCAAAGAGUAAGCACAAAUCUGUCAUGUUUUAUCUCCCCCCCUGGAAAACACUUUUUUUAAUGAUCUCAAUAGAUUUUUUAGUUCUUUUCCACUCUGUCAACAGCUGUUUCAUUUGGAAUUAAACAUGUUUUUAUGUGGCACAUGUUGUACUUGGCAUCAAGCGGAGAAAGAGAAAACAGGUCAAAACGUUGUCUUGAAUGUUAAGAGUAAAGGUUAACUUCAGGGGACUCAUCUGCAAGAAGGUAAAUCUACUUUUAUAUUCUACUUUUACAAACUGAUAAAAUAAGUUAGGGAAACUAUUUCGUUUUAAUAUAUUUCAUAAUUAGCUCCAUGAUUAAUAUUACCAAGCCGUUUUUAAGUAAAACCUUUCAUCUCUUGUAAGGACUUCUUACAUUUGAUGCAGCUUUCAUACAUCUCUGUUGGCCAAAUGAAGAAAACUCUCAUCAGAUUACCCACUGGAAAAUUCUUGCAUAAUAAA